Pelobates cultripes (western spadefoot toad) is the source of this 46216-nucleotide messenger RNA. Lineage: Eukaryota; Metazoa; Chordata; Amphibia; Anura; Pelobatidae. The record is from the annotation of a GenBank genome assembly.
CCUGUGCUCAGUCUGGUCUUCUCCCCAUAAAGUGCGGCAUAUCGAUGUUGAGCAUCGGCUUGUAAAACAGAGUACACAUGUCCGAGGUGGGGAGCAGCAUUCACGUAGAAUAUCGGCGUGGUGAUAAGAUGGGGCUGUGACUGGGGAGCUCCUGGUGGCCAUAUAGCUUCCGAGCUUAGCCGAAUGGUUCUAGAAUACUGCCGCACACUUCUCUGCAGCCACAUUUUAUCCAAAACAAAGUGUGAAUCGAAUUCCCUGCAAAGCGCGUAUGGGCAACGUGAUAAUGAACAACCCUGUGACUGGAAACUGACCUGCAGAGGUCACUGCACUAACGAGGAAUAACUUCCGCGACUACUAUUCAAAACACGUUUAUUCCUGUCAUUUGGUUUUUACAUUUGGGUCUUUUUUUUUUUUUUAGCUAGUACAGAACACGUGUUUUGUCAAUUCACAACAAUUACAGAUGGGAGAAGUGCCCUUACGAGCUCCCUUAUCAAACAUGGCCGCCUGUGCGCUUUGACAACUUCUAAAAACGUAAUCGAAGGGAGUCUGACACGCGUAGAGCGGUCACAGUCAUGGCGGCUCGCAGGAUGUUUGCCCCAGGGCUGUUAGCAGCAAGAUUUUUUAAUCAAGUGAGACCGAGGUUGCCGUCCAGGAAGGGUGAGAGAUUGCCACUGGCCUUGGUGAUAUACACCUUUGUAUUGUCUGGGCUUUGGGUUACUUGUUUGUCUAUCCUUUCUAUGUUCAAUGUGCUUGUCCUUCAGGUUUUUUUUUUCUUUCGAAUGUAGACUGUAUUUUCGAGUAUUCAAGGUGCAUUUCAAAUUGUAGAACUAAAUAGACGAACUAGGAAAAAUUCCACAGGUCAGUCCGGAGGAAUCCUCCUAUCUGGAGGAUCUAAAAUUUGAAAUGUAUCAUGGAAUCCCUUUAAAUCACUCAAAUGUCAUACCUUGAUGAGUAAUACUGCAUGUAUUUUUUUCGUUGAGGAGGAUUUAUUUUUAUUGUAUUGUUCGUUUCAGGAUUUAUUCUUAAUCGUUCAUUACUAACACCUCAACAGACCUUCAGAUGUUCAGGGGGUACAUCUAAUUAUUCGCAACCAAAAGGAGAUGGCUCGCUUUAUGCCCUGGUUGUUGGAAUUACAGCACUAGGUGCCGGAGUCUAUGUAAGUGUGCUCGUAGGUCGCAUCUUAAAUGAAUACAAUGGCAAGAUUGGUGUUGGAUACUAUGCAAUAUAUUCUUUAUUUCAGGUUUAUAUAACCCUCCGUAAGGACAGAGACAGAUUUAAGGAAAGAAUUGUGUCUUUGUCCACCAGCUUUGAAGGUAAAGACUGUGUAUGAAUUUCAGAACAAUAGCAAUGUAAUCAAAUUGCACCUUUUGUAUGUUUGGUCUUUGGGUUCAUCGCAGCAACUGGUAUGUGUGGGGAGAUGGAGACAAAUGUCCAGUGGUAUCUAUGUUCCAAUGCUUGACAUAUAAUAUCUCUCCUUUGCUAGGGAAACAUGAAGAUUUGAAAACGACAGGUGAGUGAAAAAGUACUAUCCAAUGGGGAAGUGAGCACAAUUUAAGAUGAGCUUUAGUUGACAAUACAUUUGCUCUUUACUUAGGAUCAAAAGAGGAUGCUACACAAACUGGGGAAAAAGCAGAAUCGCAAGGUGAAAUAGAAACAAGUAGGUGGAAAUUUAGACUCCGCAUUCAUAUUUUCAUUUAAUUUUGUGUGUUGGAAAUCAACCACAUUACUCACUAUUGUUAAUAUUUAGGUCAAUUGAAGGCAUCUGCAACCAGUGCAGUGUUAACUCAUGUUCCUUACAUUCUGAUUGGUGGAGGCACAGCCUCUUUUGCCGCUGCUCGAUCCAUACGUGCAAGAGAUCCAGGAUCUAGAGUAAGUGUCUGUAGUUUCAUGUUUCCAUACACCACCAAAUGAAUUCUUAUACUACAAAGAUACUCUCAUCACAAAGAGGUGCACUUACAUCCUCCAUGCAUAAACCAGAAUCUCUAAAGGGUGUUACACAUGCACCUUAAAGGACCACUAUAGUGCCAGGAAAACCACACUCGUUUUCCUGGCACUAUAGUGCCCUGAGAGUGCCCCGACCCUCAGGGACCCCCUCCUGCCGGGCUGGAUGGCGAGGAAAGGGGUUAAACUUACCUUUAUUCCAGCGCCAGGCGGGAGCUCUCCUCCUCCUCUCCGCCUCUGAUCCUCCUCUUCGGCUGAAUGCGCAUGCGCGGCAGGAGCUGCGCGCGCAUUCAGCCGGUCUCAUAGGAAAGCAUUUACAAUGCUUUCCUAUGGAUACGAUGUUCUCACUGUUGAGUUUUCACACGCAAGAGCGGCUGUCAAUGAGACAGCCACUAGAAUUUGGAGAAUGAGACAGCCACUAGAGGCUUUAGAGGCUAGAUUAACCCAUUUAUAAACUUAGCAGUUUCUCUGAAACUGCUAAAAAAAAAAAAAAGGGUUACUCCUAGAGGGACCUGGCACCCAGACCACUUCAUUAAGCUGAAGUGGUCUGGGUGCCUAGAGUGGUCCUUUAACUAUAUAAGAAGUUACAUAAAUACAGUGAGAUAUGCAGUCACACACUAUAUAUAUAUAUAUAUAUAUAUAUAUAUAUAUAUAUAUAUAUAUGUGUGUGUAUAUAUGUGUGUGUAUAUAUGUGUGUGUAUAUAUGUGUGUAUAUAUAUGUGUGUAUAUAUAUAUAUGUGUAUAUAUGUGUAUAUAUAUAUAUAUAUAUAUAUAUGUGUGUGUGUGUAUGUAUACUCACCGAUAUCUUCUUUUCCCGGAUAUAUGCCAUGGCAGCACUACGUAUGGGUAUAGCUCCUCCCCUUCUCAAUUGGACAGGAACCACCUCCUUAUUAAUAAGAGACUUUCUCCCAUGUCCCUUCAGUCUUAGUUUAAAGCCACAAAAAUUAGAAAAGGGUGGGACUGUAGUGCUGCCAUGGCAUAUAUCCAGGAAAAUAAAUUAUCGGUGAGUAUGGUGUAAAUUUUCUGUUUUCCCCGGAUAUAUACAUGGCAGCACUACGUAUGGGUUAUACCCAAGCCGAAAGGUACAAGGGAGGGGGAAAUAAAAAUAACCAAAAAACGGCUAAGUCAGUGCAAAUUACAACUCUUUAUUGACAAAUCAACUAUAAGGCAGCGGAGAGGACACUUCUACCAAAUUCUGUGGUAGAGGAACGAACUACGUCCAGCUGAUAGUGAUGAAUAAAUGUGUUAAAGGAGGACCAUGUUGCUGCUGAACAAAUGUGGGCCAGAGAAAUGUUGGCUGCAGCUGCCCAUGAAGAGGCCAAUGAUCUGGUGGAAUGAGCUUGAAGACCUGGUGGAACUGGAACCCCAGAAGCUGCAUAAGCCUGACUAAUGACUGAGAUUAACAAUCGGCCAAUAGAAGUUGAAUAAGCAGCCUGACCCCUAUUGUAUCCUGUAGGAAUGAACAGAUUAGCGGAUUUUCUUAUAUGAGAAGUACGAUUUCAGGUAAACAGACAAACAACGCACCAGAUCCAAACCAUGCAAUCUCUCUUCUUCAGAUGAGGGAAAAAGGCUGGCAAGAUGAUGUCCUGAUUCAUAUGAAAUGCGGAUACCACUUUACGUCUGAAUGCUGGAACCGUACGAAGAAUAACUGUCUUCCUGUAGAAUUAAAAAAGGAGAUUCGCAGGAAAGAGCUGCAAGCUCUGAAAUUCUUCUACCCGAGGUCAGUGCAACCAGAAGAAAAGUUUUCAAUGUUAGUUAGCAGAGAAAUAUUAUCUAAGGGUUCAAAUGGAGUACCAGACAAGGUCUGCAAAACCAGAGGUAAAUCCCAAGGAGGGGAGCAAGACCUUAUAGGAGGGCGUAGCUUGAGAAUGGGUUGAAGAAACCUUCCCACAUCCGGAUCAAAUGCCAAUUUCCGAUCUAGCAGAGCAGAAAGAGCUGAAAUCUGUACUUUCAAGGAGCUGAAGCUCAGCCCCUUAUCAAAUCCAUCUUGCAAAAAUUUAAAGACGUCACUGAUACCGGGAGACAAAGGAGAAAUUUUAUGUGCCAUACACCAGCUACAGAAGAUGUCCCUUAUGCGAUAAGCUGACAAAGUAGAUUUCUUUCUGGCGUUCCAUGACCGGAGUGAGGAACACGAUGGGCCGAACAACCCGGAAGUGACGAAAAACGGAAGUCCUGGAAAGACGACGGGCACACUUGACGUGCGUUCCAAAACCGGAACGUGAAACCCAGAGAACACCUAUCCAGAAAAGAAGCUAAAAGGGGAAGAAAAAGAAAGAAAAAGUCCAAUUUGAGAAGGGGAGGAGCUAUACCCAUACGUAGUGCUGCCAUGUAUAUAUCCGGGGAAAUCUAUAUUCCUACAAUAAAUAUGUUGUUUCAAUUGCACAUUAGAUAUUUAUGUAGUCAGACGCUAUAAAUGCAUAUUUUACACAUGCCUGAUAACAUAUGCAUUACAUACAAGAUCACAUAAAAGUGUGUACAAGUCUUUCAUAUGCAAUUACUUAUACAUUUACAGCCUCAUUUAAUCAGUCACACUCAUGCAUAAACAUUUUCUUGACUGGCCUUAGGUCACUGCAAAGACUAAAAUCAAAACUGCACUUAAUUACUACUCUCUAGGUUACACAGCUUUCUAAUCUUGAUCCUCUUCUCAUUCUUUUCAAAAUACUCCCACCAUUUCCCCCUCAGUAUAAAUAUUAAAGGGUUACUUCAGAUCAUUUGAAAUAUGUUUUUACCUGACAUCCAGGUGAAGCUCCUGGUGUUUAUCUUACAUGCCCUAUCUUGAUGUCAUGCCUGCACUUGUGUGUUCCAUUCACAGACUGUUCCGCUGGCUGAGUGCAGGCCCGCAAUCAGACCUGGGGAGGGAUAUUUUAAUUGGAAUUAAAAACAAAACCCUAUUUAAAGAGACCCUGUAGUCACCAGAACAACUACAUGUUAUUGUAGUUGUUCUGGUGAGUAUAUUUUGUCCUUGCAGGCUUUUUCCAGUAAACAGUCUUUUCAGAGAAAAGACAGUGUUUACAUUACAGCUUAGUGACACCUCCAGUGGCCACUCCUCAUAUUACUCCUAGAGGUGCUUCCUGGUUCAGUGCUGCACAGGGAGGUCCAGGAUGCUAGAUCGUGGUUUUAACACUAUAGGGUCAGGAAUACAUUUUUGUGUUCCUGACACUAUAAUGUUUCUUUUAAGUUAUAGAGGGAGGAGGGAGUUUUUGCUAUUUUCGAAAAUUAUGUACUUAUCUGUAUAACCAACAUGUUUAAAAAUUAUUUUUAAAUAUAUAUAAUAUAAUUUAAAAAAAAAUUUUUUUUUCAGGUCCUGAUAAUAUCAGAUGAGCUUGAUCUUCCCUACAUGCGCCCACCUCUUUCUAAGGAACUGUGGUUUUCUGAUGAUCCUGAUGUGUCAGAAACCUUGCGCUUCAAACAGUGGAAUGGCAAGGAGAGGAGGUAGGAAUAGGAAGACUGCUCAAAGCAAUGGAGAAAAAAAAAAAAAAACGUUUGCAAUGGAACCAAAACUGCUAUGUAGCUAUUCUGCACAAUUACAUGCUGUAUAGAAUUUUUGUUGAUCCCUGCUUUUCUUUCUUAGUAUUUUCUUCCAGCCAUCCUCCUUCUAUGUGUCUCCUGAAGAACUUAUGUCUUCUGAACAUGGAGGGGUUUCAGUUCUCACUGGAAAGAAGGUGAGGAUUAAUAAUCUUUUGUUUCAUUUUGUUAUUAUUCAGGAAGUUGCAUUGAUCUUUUUGGAUGUUACAAUAAGGCAGGAAAGAUGAUUGUACAUAAAAAAUUUUUAUUACAGGUUGUACACAUGGAUGUACGAGAGAACAAGGUUAAACUGGACGAUGGUACUCUCAUCUCAUAUGAAAAGUGUUUAAUUGCCACAGGUACGUUGCAAGUUUGUUUGGUGUCAGAAUAAACUAGCACUCCAAGCAUUGUAACCACUACAGCUCACUGUAGAGUUAAUAGUACCAGGAGUACUGUGACACACUGGCAUCCCAUGCUCUUGUCUCUGUAGCUUAAAGUACAUCCAGUGUAGGACCACAUAGAGUAGAAUGGCCCUGCUCUGCAUUACAGACCCAAAAAUCAGACCCAGGCAGAAUUCAGAAGAAAUGCAAUAGGUCAUUUGAGCAGCUCUUCGAUAUAAAAUAAGGCCAGGGACUAAUAAAACUGUGUUCCUAGUCCUGGUUCGGUUUCAAUCAAUUUGACACAAAGACCCACUCCUGCCCAGCACUGUCCUAUGAAAGUGUUGUUUAAGAGAUGUACCACACGCCAAAGCAAAUGUAGUUUCAAAUACUAAAAAAAAAAAUGCAUAUUUCCGAUUUGUAAAUAUAUGGACACCCCAUAGCCACAGACACACACAGGUAACCAAAGACCACACCCUCCUGCCUAUCAGUGCUCACAGACACCCAUUAAUGCACAGAUCCGCCAUGUCCUCUUAUUGCUGGUUGAUCACCAGGCAGUAUAGUUCUCGCUGCCUCCUCUCUUCUCAUCUCUUCUCUCUUCCAUGUAAACCUUCCUUCUCUGACACUCUAAACUGAUAGAUGGGGGAGGGGUAGAAGGAAGCAAUUACAACUGAAAUACUGGUUAUAAUUCUAAAUUUCUCCCUGCACAUGUCUAUUUAAAAGGUGCUAUCCUAGCUUGAUGCACCUUAGAGAUCAGUGCUGUUAAGUACUAAAGCUGGUCUGUACUAAGAUAAGGCAGGAUGUAUAUUACAAUGGGGGUAUUAUGAAGUUGGCAAGCUUUCUUAUUUUUACAAAAACUGUCCUUAUUCAAAAAGCAAAAAUUGCUUGUCCCCCGAGAGAGUAUCGGGAUAACUUAACAUAAUGCUUUUAUUGACAUACACAUUUGAAAAAAAAAUAAUAAAUGGCAAAUAACCACUGGGGGGAGAAUUAAAUAGAUUUAACCUCUUUAGCACUUAAACGUUUCAUGCAAUUGUCGGUAUUUAAACAUGCAAAUUAAAGAAACAAUAUAGGGUCAGAAAUCUAAACGUGUAUUCCUGACCCUAUAGUGUUAAAACCACCAUUUAGCUAAGAAAACUUACCUGAUUUCCAGCGUCUCGCGGGUCCGCUUGCACUUGCCCCGCUCCCGAUCUGCCGCGGCAGGCAUUAUCAAAAUUGAUGAUCUCAGCCAAAACAAUGCUUUACCAUAUGGAAAAAAAAAAUUGGAUUGGUUGAGAUCGUAAAGGAGGCUGGGCUGGGUCAAAUCAGCAGAGCAUGGAGAUACUGACCCAAGAAGCACCUCUAGUGGCCGGCUGAGGAGUGGCCACUGAAGGUGUCACUAGGGAGCAAUGUAAACACUGGUUUUUUUUUUUGUUUUUUGGUUUUUUUUUCUCUUUAACCCCUUAAGGACCGAGGACGGUUCAGGACCGUCAUCGGCAUUUUUGCCUUGCCGACCGAUGACGGUCCUGAACCGUCCUAACGGUCUGGGGGUACUUACCUGAUCGCCGUCGUUCCCCCGGCGGCGAUCAGUGUUCCUCCGGUUGUGGGGAGACUGCCUGCAGCCCAGACAGUCUCCCCACGGCAGAUUAGGACCCCUGUGGCCAUGUGAUCGCUUAACACAGCGAUCACAUGGUCACAAUAGGUGUCCAUGUGUCUGCCUGCAGGGGGACUGUCUGUGCUGACAGGCAGUCUCCCUGCUUGUGUAAAAUCAGAAAAAAAAAUAAAGUUAGUGUUAAUUAAAAAAAAUAAAAUAAUUAUAUAUGUGUAUAUAUGAUAUAUAGACAUAUAUUAUAUCUAUAUAAUAUAUGUCUAUAUAUCAUAUAUAUAUAUAUAUGUCAUACUAAGUGUAUUUUUUUGAAAAUUCUUUAUUUGUAAAGAUUUUGUUUUUUGGGGGAAGGGGUACAGAAAAAAAAAGUGGGGUUAAAGUUUGUGUUACAAUCUUUGUAUAACAGGCAUGUACUCAAAGCGACAGUCAAACAAUUUGAGCAGGAAUGCAGAUAUUACAUCUUUGGUUACAGCGUAUGUUGUUUGUAUACAACUAGAUUCUAUGGUUAGAUCAACUUUUGCAAUCGUUUGGUGUUGAGGAUGGGGUGGGGUACAAAAAGGAAGAGGGAGGGGGAUAGGGUACAAUAUUGCAUACAGUACUCAUCUUACAUUUGCCAAGGAGGUGUGAGAAUACAAAUAGGUCUCCAUGACCAGGAUCAGGGGGGGGGGGUAGGCAGUGGGUCGGGGGUACAAAGUACGGAAGGUAGGAUAGGGAUGAGGGGUGGGCAAAUGGUGGCUUGGUUAUUGAGUCGCACCCUUCCUACCGUGGUCGACCUGUUGUCCGUUCACUAGUUUGAGAUUCUGUAUUUUACAGUUAGCACAUUUCACAUACAAAAGUCGUGUGAAGUGUAUUUUUAUAUUAAUAUGUACUUAUAUUAAUAUAAAAAUACACUUAUAAUUAAAUUACACACGUAUAUAUAUAAUAUAUAUAAUUAUAUAUAUUGUAUAUAUAUAUUAUUAUAAAAUAUAAAUAAUAAGUAAUUUAAAUUAAAUAAAAAUUUUUUUAAAUAAUAAUAAAAAAUGUAAAAAAAAUUAUAUAGCUAUAUGAAAUUUUAUUCUAACUGUAUUUUAAAAUUAAUAUAUAUAUAUUUAUAUCAAAAUACACUUAGAAUGAAUUUGUAUAUAUAUUUAUGUAUAUAAAAAUAAAUAAAAAUAAGAAAUAUACAUACGUCCAUAUACAAAAUUACAUAAAUAAUUAUAUAAAUAUACACGUAGACUUCAAAUAUAUAUAUAUGCAUAUAUAUUUAAAUUCUACGUGCGUAUUUAUGUAAUAUUUUUACAUAAUUCAGUAAUUUUAUUGAUUGCAAUUUGAGGGACCUGCCUGCCAACCCAGGCCGAAAUUCCAGAGAAUUUAAUGUGCUAGCACUGUAUUUUACCCUGUAACGUUCUACGACACCCUAAAACCUGUAUAUGGGGGGUACUGUUUUACUCGGGAGACUUCGCUGAUCACAAAUAUUAGUGAUUCAAAACCGUAAAACAUAUCACAGCGAUGAUAUUGUCAGUGAAAGUUACUUUUUUUGCAUUUUUCACACACAAACAGCACUUUUACUGAUGAUAUUGUUGUGAUACGUUUUCCAGUUUUUAAACACUAAUAUUUGUGUUCAGCGAUGUCUCCCGAGUAAAACAGUACCCCCCAUGUAAAGGUUUUAUAGCAUUUUUGAAAGUUACAAGGUCAAAUAUAUGGGUCAAAUAUUUUUACAUUGAAAAUGGCCAGGUUGGUUACGUUGCCUUUGAGAGCGUAUGGUAGCCCAGGAAUGAGAAUUACCCCCAUGAUGGCAUACCAUUUGCAAAAGAAGACAACCCAAGGUAUUGCAAAUGGGGUAUGUCCAGUCUUUUUUAGUAACCACUUGGUCACAAACACUGGCCAAAAUUAGCGUUCAAUUUAGUUUUUUUACUUUUUUCACACACAAACAAAUAUGAAUGCUUACUUUGGCCAGUGUUUUCGACUAAGUGGCUACUAAAAAAGACUGGACAUACCCCAUAUUGAAUACCCUGGGUUGUCUACUUUAAAAAAAAUAUGUACAUGUGGGGUGUUAUUCAGAGAUUUAUGACAGAUAAUAGUGUUACAAUGUCACUAUUGAUAAAUUUUAAAAAUUUAUGUUUUGAAACCGCAAUAUCCUACUUGUACCUAUAGCCCUAUAACAUGCAAAAAGCACGUAAACACUAGGUAUUUUUAAACUCAGGACAAAAUUUUGAAUCUAUUUAGCAGUUUUUUUCAUUCGCUUUUGUAGAUGAGUAAAAGAUUUUUCAAGUAAAAGUCAAAAAACAUGUAUUUUUUUUCAAUUUUUCAUCAGAUUUUUGUAUUUUUUUUAAAUUAAAAUACAUGAGAUUAUAUAAAUAAUGGUAUGUAAAGAAAGCCCCUUUUGUCCUGAAAAAAACAAUAUAUAAUUUGUAUGGGAACAGUAAAUGAGAAAGCGGAAAAUUACAGCCAAACACAAACACCACAAAAGUGUAAAAAUAUUCCUGGUCGCAAAUGUACAACAUCGCAAAAACAGUCCAGUCCUUAAGGGGUUAAAGGCAGUGUUUACAGCAAAAAGGUGUAUAUAUAUUAAACUAUAGUUGUUGUUGUGACAAUAGUGUCCCUUUAAGUCAAAAUCUAUUAACUUUGUUUUAGUGCCCUUUAAAAAAAAAAAAAUUAAAAAUAAAAAAAUUAAUUUUUUAAAACAUAUGUUUGUUGUGCUAUUCUUUUUAUAGGAGGAACUCCUAGAAACCUCCCAUCCAUAGAACGUGCUGGAGAGAAUGUGAUGCAGAGAACCACCUUAUUUAGAAGGGUAAUUACAUUUGUGAAAUUGGAUGAGAAUCCUAUUUUACGUAAUGUCAUCCCAUAAUGGUUUUUAUUUCCCCCUGUGCAGGUAUCAGAUUUUCGUUCCCUCAGUAACCUUUCCUCCUCAAUUGACUCAAUCACCAUUAUUGGGGGCGGGUUUCUAGGAAGUGAGUUGGCUUGCGCUUUGGCAAGGAAAGGUAAGAUUACCACUGGGUCAUUGCAAUGCACAUAAUGUGUUUAAAUUCAGCACCUGAAACUUUUUAGCAACUUUUUCACUCAUAUAUUACAGGGAGGCAAACUGGUCUUGAAGUUAUCCAGAUGUUCCCUGAGAGUGGUAACAUGGGAAAAGUUCUUCCAGAAUAUCUUAGCCACUGGACCACCGAAAAGGUGCGAGGAGGUGAGGUUUAUCAAGUAAAAUUUGAAAUAUUUGUUGAAUUAAGUCUGUUAACCUUUAAUAAUGUUGUCACAGCAAUGUAUAGGAACAGUUAAUCAAAUUUUUUUUUAAAGGGACGCACUGCUUCAAUACAACUUUAGCUUAAUGAACUGGCUGCGCUGUAUAGAUCAUGCAUCUACAGUCUCGGCGCACUGGUCUAUGCUAUAUAGUUGUUAAAUCACCCCCCUCCCCCCCCAGCUGUGACUUGCACAGCGUCUCUCCACGCUCCACCUGUAGAGAGAUCUAAUGUUCAAAUUGACUUUUAUUAGUCUUACUGUAUGUUUGUGUUUAAUUUAUAAUUUAAAUUACAGCCUUUUAGUGCCUGCAGGAUCUGUGUGUGUGUGUGUGUGUGUGUGUGUGUGUGUGUGUGUGUGAUUUAAACUUCAGUGAACAUAGCAGGUAAUACAAAUUUCUAAAGUAAACCUAGUGUGCUGUAAGAUCACAUUGGAAAUUAAAGGUGUUUUUUUAUUUUUUAUUUUUUUUUUUAAAUGGAAGCUGUGAGUCACAGUCAAAGGAGAUGUAAAGGCUGCAUACGCAGAAACAAAAGUGAUCUAACUCCUAAAUGGCAGUGAAUUGAGCACUGAGCCAGAAGGGGCAUGAUCUCGCACAACCCAAACUACUUCAUUAAGCUAAAGCUGUUUGGAUACUUAAAUUAUUUGGAAAAUCCAUAUUUAUGUUCUCAGCCAUUUAACAGAAAUUUGGUAUACGUCAUGUUUUCAGUGAAACAAGCCAGUCAGUAGGCUGAGUAUGUACACUCCCUUUUGAUUCAGGAUGUCAGUAGUGUGUAAGCCUGUUAUGUAAAGUAGGAUUUGUUUGUCAAUUUGAAGACAUUUUCUUUCAAAAUUCCUAUAGUACCCAGAAAAAUAAGGGACAUUGUUAACCAAAUUAAUAUUUCAAAAUGUUAUGUUUAGUACAACAAAUUCUCUACUUUCCGUUAUUUUAAACGUAUGCCUGACUCUUAAGUAAACAAAGACUUACUUUGUUACAAAGUGCUUAAAACCAACAGUGCAAAAUAUGAAGGCACAAUAAGGCUACAUGCAUGUAAGUACAAUUUCAUGGACAGUCUUGUGCAGUAAGGUGCCAUCAUUCAUAAUUCAGGUGGGUCUUUUGCUAAAAUUGCCAAAAAUCAUCAAUUACAUGAGACAAAGUAUAGUUACGUAGGCUGAAAAGAGACGUGCCCAUCAGGUACCAACUUUCUCACAUCUGCUUUUGCUGUUGAUCCAAAAGAAGCCAAAACACCCAGUUUGAAGCGCUUUUAAAGCUGUAGUUUUUCUGGUGACUAUAGUGUCCCUUUGAUAUUUGGCUUUAACUCAUGGUUGACAUACAAACUUACUCCACCAGCCCUCCUGUUUUUUCCAUCGUCCCUAAAUAAUGCAUAACUAUUUAAGUCAACUGCCCAGUCAUGUGUCUCAUCCUCUUAUUUUUCUCUUAUGACUAUUAUGCCCUAUUGCUUAAUGUACGCUAUUGUUUUAAAGUAGUCCUUCCUUUGUCUUGUGUAAAUGAAACUUAUCUCUUAAAUUUCAAUACCGUAAAAAAAAGGGCUGUUCAUAAAUAAUCUCUCUUGAAGCACAUAUACCCCAUUCCAGACAUGGUAGGGAGCUGCUCUUCUGCUUCUACCCAUACCUGAGAAACCUCAUAGCAUUUUGAGUUUCCUGGGUAUUGCCAUUUAUGGGAACCACAGGACGCCUCUUUAACUAAGCCCCAGUAAGAUUGUCUGGGCAGUUGAUUAACUGCAGGGGUUUUUUUUUUGGUUGGUUUUUUUAAACCGGGGGUCAUCUUUUUGCACACCAGUGCCUGUUAUGUCUGUGUAUAGAUGGAGGGCCGCAUUCACCUGUAUUGCCAGAAAUGUGAUAUAGCAAUGAAAAUAACAAACACAGGGAAGCAGCUCAUUUCUUAAUUUUUCAGCAGUUUAGUGGAUGGUUACUAGUGGCGUCUCUAGGAUUCCUUUUGGGCACAUGGUGGGCCAGGGACUAAAGUAGGGGGGAACAUUUAACCCCGCCCCUGCCGCAUGUUAAGCCCCGCCCCUGACACAAUGUGUGGUUUUGUUUUUUUUUGUUUUUUUAUAAUCUAUGGUGGAGAAUUCAUUAUUUUCCACCAAGGAUUAUUAAAAAACAAACACAUUUCACUUGAUACAGUCCAUACACACAGACAGACUGCUGAGUCCAUACACAAGCAGACAGACAGACACACACACACACACACCUGAGCAUAUCAAGCCUACCUGUUGCUGGAGGUCAGACAGCCAUUUUCUUGCCUUUCCAGCAGCAGCAUGGUCCCCUGCUUAAUGGCAGGGGCGGGGCUUAUGUGCGGGAGGCAGGGCUUCAUUUGGGGGCGGGGCCUGUGCACACACAGUGCUGAGUCCAUACAGACUGCUGAGUCCACACACCAUCAGGAAAUACCAUUGCCAUGAAGUGGUGUAUGUGGUUGGCAACAAUCUAAAGGGAAAAGUUAAGCCCGGAAAUAUUUGGACACUGACACAAGUUUUGUUAUUUGGGCUGUUUAUCAAGAUAAAUUCAGGUUACAAUUUUAAUACUGAAUGUAGGCAUAAAGUGCAGUCUCUCACCUUUAAUUUAAAGGUCCACACAAAGACUGCUGAGUCCACACACAGACACAGACUGCUGAGUCCACACACACACCUGAGCGUAUCAAGCCUACCUGUUGCUGGAGGUCAGAUAGCCAUCAUCUUGCCUUUCCAGCAGCAGCAUGGCCUGCUGCUUAAUGGCGGGGCUUAUGUGCGGGAGGCAGGGCUUCGUUUGGGGGCGGGGCCUGUGCCAGUGAGCCUGUCAGUGCUCCCUCCGGCCACAGACAGCCUCCAGUACCGUUCUAGCUGAGCUCCUCUGCCCUGCAUUCCCUCCCCCGGGCUGUAACACACUGUUACAGCCCAAGGGAAUAGAAUGUAAGAACAUGUUGCUGGCAUUUGGGGGGCCCAAGGGGGGGGCACAGCAUGAUGCCACUGAUGGUUACUAAUUUGGUUUCCUUAUGUGGGAUUGGCAAAUAUAAGUAUACCAAAUUGGGUAGCUCUCUACUAAAGAACUGAAAGGCCAAAAUUAUGAGAGAACUUUUCUCCUUGAUCUAGAUGCUUAUUUUAUCAUUUGUCAUGCUUCUUCUUCCCUUGUCCACUCAUCUUCCCUUAUGUCACUUUCUUUUCUCAUGCAUAUUACCUCUCACCAUGUACCCUUCUCUAACCACAUUUGCCCUCUUUUCCUCUUUGUGUAUCAUUGCCCCCUUCUUUAACAGUAUUGCCUCUUUUUGCAUUGUUCUUCUCUCCCACUAAAACCCUUUACUGCCACUUUCAUUUCACUUCUUCUCACAGCUGGAUUUACCCUCUCUGCUAGCACCUGGCUAGUUUUCUCAUUAUACCCAUGCCCCUCUCAUACACCCAUGCAACAAUAAGGUGUUUAAGUCCCCAGAGUUCCACAAAAAAAAUAAACUGUGGUGUGCACAAUACAUGAAUGUAUCACAAAGCUCCUCUCUGUGUGUGUGUGUGAUACACAUGUAGUUUGCUGAAUGUAGUUGUGUGGGGCUAGGCUAAAGGUUUUUGUGUGGUGGUUGCUGAAUGAUGUCUGUAGGCAUUGGCUGGUUUUCUUUGGUUGUGUUUGUGUGUUUACUCAAUUGACAAUUUUUUUUUUUUUAAGUUAUCAAUCAAUUCUCAUCUGUUGCUUCUUUUGUAUGAUUAUACAUGUUUGAAUAUGUAAUUUACAGAUUUUUCAAACCGAUUUUCAGAGUAUAUAAUUUCCCCACAGUCAAACACACAAACAUAUACACACAUUCGUACGAACUCCAUGCAGUCACAUACAGUAUAACAGACAUGGUCCUAUGGACAGUCAUAUAAAUACAAAAUCAAUAAUACAAUAAAAGAUGCGCUGUUUAUAAAUGUCAAAAACCGCUCUGAUGCAUCGAGGCAUUUGCUUCAAAAGAUCUUAAAUGUGUCCUGUGAUAUCUGGAUCUAAGAUGUUGGCAACAGAUCCUUUAGGUAAUGAAAAUUGAGGCCUCCAUGGAUCGGAUUUGUUGUUCUAGCAUAUCCCACUGAAGCUCAAUUGGAUUGAAUUAGGAGGCCCAAGGAAACACUUUAAACUCUUUGCAAAAAUCGCUCCGGAAUGAUUUAAGGACCAUGUCACUGUGGCAGGGAGCAUUAUCCUGCCGGAAGAGUCCACUAUCAUCAGGAAAUACUAUUGCCAUGAAGUGGUGUAUAUGGUUGGUAACAAUCUAAAGGGAAAAGUUAGGCCCUGGAAAUAUUUGGAUACUGACACAAGUUUUGUUAAUUGGGCUGUUUAUCAAGAUAAAUUCAGGUUACAAUUUUAAUAAUGAAUGUGGGCAUAAAGUGCAGUCUCUCACCUUUUAAUUUGAAUUUAUUCACUUACAAAUUGGAGGAAGGGUUUAGUAAUUUUUGGUAUUUAAUAUGUAGCUCCCUCUUUUUCAAGGGACCAAAAAUAAUUGGACAAUUGACUCAAAUCUGUUUCAUGGACAGAUGUGGGCUAUUCCUUUAUUAUUGCUUUAUCAGUAAAACAGGUAAAAGGUUUGGAGUUGAUUACAGGUGUGGUAUUCCGUUUGGAAGCUGUUCCUGUGAACUUACAAGAACUUCCAACAUGUGAUCAAAGGAGCUCCCAAUGCAAGUGAAACUGGCCACACUUAGGCUGCAAAAAAAAAAAAUAGGAAUGGUCAUAUCAACAGUUUGGUACAUGUGAAGAAAUAAAAAUGCACAGGUGUGCUCAGCAUCACAGGCUUGGAUGUCCACGGAAAACAUUGGUGAAUGGUCAUAGGAUCCUUUCCAUGGUAAAGAAAAAUAAAAAACCUUCACAACAUCCAGCAAAUUGAAGAACACUCUCCAGUAGGUAGGCAUACCUUUAUCAGCGCUUAUAAAAUGAUUACAGUCCAGUGGCGGCUCACUCACCAAGUAGGGAGUCUCUCUCUUUUACGGUUAAAACUGGGUAAGUUCAGUGUCUAAAUAGUUCUUAUUUGGAUAUAUGCAAUGACGAGGAAAAAGAACAGGAAAAACUGAUAGUGUAGUAUAUUAAAACUGAUGUUGGAUAAAAAUGUGCACUCACACUUUUAUGAAGCUUCAAUUCAGCUCCAACUUAUGCGCCUGGGCGGAAUGAUCCCCGCCUAAGGAUAUAGUGCAGUGCAGAUUCUUCACGUGGUCAUAGUUAAAGAAGGUAUCCUCAUAAAAAUAAAACCGAUAAACAUAGUAUAGUUUAGUAUAUUGGGCUUUGAAGCAGGGGUAGGUAUAAAUGUAAAAUGUGCCCUCACAUGUAGAUUGGCUCCAAAAAAAGUGUGUGAAGUGGUAUGAUCCCCCACUCGAGGAUAUAGGUGUAUUAUGUGUCUCUCCAUAGGUAUGUGUAUACACUGAACAAAUUAUAAACACAAUACUUUUGUUUUUGCACCCAUUUUUCAUGAGCUGAACUCAAAGAUCUAAGACUUUUUCUAUGUACACAAAAGGCCUAUUUCUCUUAAAUAUUGAUCACAAAUCUGUCUAUAUCUGUGUUAGUGAGCACAUCUCCUUUGCUGAGAUCCAUCCAACUCACAGGUGUGGCAUAUCAAGAUGCUGAUUAGGCAGCAAUAUUAUUGCACAGGUGUGCCAUAGGCUGGCCACAAUAAAAGGCCACUCUAAAAUGUGCAGUUUUAUCACACAGCACAAUGCCACAGAUGUUGCAAGUUUUGAGGGAGCGUGCAAUUGGCAUGCUGACUGCAGGAAUGUCCACCAGAGCUGCUGCCCAUGAAUUGAAUGUUUAAAAAUGGGAGCAAAAACAAGUGUUGCGUUUAAAUUUUUGUUCAGUGUCGAAAUAAACAAAAUAAAAGCCACAAUUGUGUACACAGUUAUUAUGGAGUGCAAGGCACAAUAAAAAGAUAAAAAAAGCUACUCACAUGCUUUAGAGCAAAAUAUGGUUUGCUCAAUCCAAUAUGCUUAGGUGGUAUUAUCCCCAUCAAGGAUAUAUAGCCCAAGGAUCCAACAGCAGCAGAAACCGGUCCAAUAAAUAAGUAAUUAUAUAAAAUUAUAAUAAAAACAGUAACAAAGUUAAAAAAAACAAAAAAAAACUAUCAGUAAUACACUUAACGCGUUUCACCUAAACAGGCUUUCUCAAGUGUUUUCAAAAAAAUAUAUUUAAGUCCCUGAAAUAAGAAUAUGUAUGAAAAUUUUCUUGUUCAACACCUUGAUUUAAAGCUGAAAGUCUGCACUUAUAUUACAACUCCAUUUCAUUUCAAAUCCAUUGAGGUGGUGUACAGACCCAAAAUUAUGAAACUGAUGUGAGUGUCCAAAUGUUUCUGGACCUAACUGUAGUUGGUAAGUGUCAAAGUAACAUCCACAUGAAUGCCAAAGGACCCAAUGUUUCCCAGUAUAACAUUGUCUCCGUCGACAUGCCUUUUUCCCAUAAUGCAUCCUGCUGCUAUCUCUUCCCCCAGGUAAACAAUGCACCCUCCCACACCCGGUCAUUCACCUGAUAUAAAAGAAAAAGGGAUUCGUAGACCAGGUUACCUUCUUCCAUUGUCCUGUUCUAAUGCUCUCGUCCUUAUUCAAGGCACUUUUGUUGGUAGACUGGGGGCCUCAUGGCAAACAGACAGGUCUGCAGUUACACAGCCCCAUACGCAGCAAACUGUGAGGCACUAAGUGUUCUCAUACCUCUUUACAUGGCCAGCAUUAUGUUGUUCAGCAAUAUGAGCUACAGUAGUUCUUCUGUAUGAUCAGACAAGAUGGGCUAGCCUACGCUCACCAUGUGAGACUUAAGCUCCCAUGAUCCUGAUGCCGGUUCACCCAUUGUCCUUCCUAUCACUUUUGGUAGGUACUAACCAUUGCAUACCAUAAACCCCACAAGACUUGCUGUUUUGGCGUUCUUCUGACCCAGUCAUCUAGCCAUCAGUAUUUGACCCUUAUCAAAGUCAUUCAGAUCUUUUCGCUUGCCGUUUUUCCUGCUUACAUCAUCUGAAAUUCAAGAACUCAGACAAGUAGUAGAGUGUUGCACACUAAUCAGUAGCACAGGAGCUCUGUGGCAGAUGUCCGCUAGCCUCCAAAUAUAUCCACAAGUCAAGACCCACAGGGUGCAGGUCAAAACAAGGGCACAACGUUUCGGCCAUGAGGCCUUCAUCAUGUAGUCUUAAAUAACCAAUCAUAUAUGGCACUGUGUGGUUUUAAUGUUGUGGCUGUCCGUGUAUGCAUCCCAUCCCAUAUCACUUUUAAUAUUUGCACUUUCAAGUUAUUUCCUCUUCCUAAUCAUUUCUCUUUUGUCAUACCCACCUUACCAUCUUUACCAUACUUCUUGGAUUUUCCUCUCCUAUUCAUGUCCUUUCACUCCCCUUGCUCAGGUCCUUUUCUCUUCCUGCUCAUGUACUCUCUUCUCACCCAUGCCGCUUUCCUUUUUAAAUAUUUUUAUAUUCCUGAUGUACUCUCCCUUUCAUUCCUGGGGAAGGGCUUCAUUGUCCGUUAGUGUUUUACACAUUACAAUGCAAGCCGUCGAGAACUGUGUUCUGAACUUGUCCUUGGCAUCUGCAAAUGGUAAAAAGCUGUAGGAGUUUAAAGAAACACUCAAAGUACUAUAAUUCACUGUAGUUAUGGUACUAGAAGUGCCCUGUCCCCCCUCAAUAUCCCACUUUCCUCAAUUGUAAGGAGUCAAAACGCUUUGGUUUGGUUUGGCUUGUUAUCUGGGGAUAGCGUGUUUUAAAUUUCACACAUUCGUAGGAUAUUUAUCUUUAUAGAAGGGCAUUUUCUUAAGAGGUGUUUUGAUUUAUUUAUAGUAAACAUUUUGUUUUAGGUAUUCCCCACAUUUGAAUUUUUUUUUAUUUUUUAUUAAUUCUUUAUUUUAUUUGUGCAUAGGUUAAACAAGCAGGUUUGCACUGCCACGACCGCUAGUGCAAACUGAGCAUCAGGCAUAGUAUAAUAUUUGUGUGGCCACGAAAACAUUGCACAUUUUGUUAAUGAGAAUAAGCAAGAUUAAACUAAAAUCCUUAAUCUAAAGAGGGAAGAUAUCUCUCACUAGGUACAAAUGAAAAUGAAUCAUAAAACAAAACAUAGCAUAAGGGUGGGAUACAGCAUGGACUUAGCAUCUUAAUAUAGCCUAGACAGGGUGAGUGGUAGGUCAUUAUCUGCCCAGGCGGUACAAGGAACACUAGCCAAACCAGCUAAUCUAAGCAGGAAGCCGUCAUUAUGAUAUUGUGACCUGAUAGGUGUGCUACACCUGAUCAUAACAGAACAUUACAGCCUGUUUUUCUUCUUUUUUUGUUUUUGGUGUUAAAGAACAGGUAAGUACAUGCGUGAUAGACAUGUCUGUAUGGUUAAGUGGCUUUAACAGUUAGUCUGAGAUUAUUGGUUAGACAUGUCAAAUAGCAUGAAGUCAACACUACGAUGUCUGUUGGUAUGGGCUGUAGAGUACAGGGUGCAGUUAUACUGUAUAUUGUGAAUUCGAUGCAGGUUUAUGUCUUAGCCUGAGUAAAAGUAAGUGGGUAGUGAGCAUGUGAAUGGUCCUGCUGAUGGCUGUCUCUCCACCCCUACGUAUGCGUGUAGGGAUUGAUUGGGGGAAAGAGUCGUAUACUAACUGGGUUCCCACUAUAUCUCAUAGGACUGGUGCUUAUUUCUUGGCUAGAUUAAUGCCGUAUAUGCUGCUUAGGGAUUGCCUUAGAGGUAGCUCCAGAUGUGUGGAGGCAACUGAACAUGUGGUAGGAUAUGUUUGUCCGUGCGGUGGGGACUUGCACGACUCAGGGUAAUGCGCUUACGAUCCCUAACCAGAGGGGGCCACGGUGGGCUGCUAUGUUUGUGCUAACGAAAAAUGAGUCAAUCUCCUGAAACUUGAGAGAGCUGUCGGUGAUGGGUAAGUGUCAGUUGCACAGGUGUGCCAUUGAGUGGUGUGUCAAAAAAAAAGGCUAACCGCUACAACAAAAACUAAUCUAGAACAGUGAGAAUAUUGUUGAGCAGAGAUACUUAGGCAUGUGUGCCUCUCUUGGUGGAAACAGUUCAGGUGUUGGCUCCCGAUUUCCCUGUGGUACGGGGGAUGAAGGGAGCAGUUUGUGCAGGGUCCCAGGUAUGCGUCGUGGUCGACAUCUCAGGUGCUGCAGGUCCUGUUGAGAGUCCCAGAGCUUGGAGAAAGACUUCAGCGUCAGUAGGCGAUGCUCAGCAAGAUGUAGUGCAAUUUUUUUUUUCUACAGUGAGGGCUGUCAGUAGUGUCCAUCUGUAUUUCUCCCCAGCUUUUCUGAGACUGUGUGUUACCGAGCCAAGGUAUUUCCUCCAUAAUAGUGUGUUCUUGGUUAAGUCCUGAAAGAAGCUUAGCUGUGCGGAUUCAAAUUCAAACAAGGUUUUCCCCCGAACCGCGGCCAUUAUUCGGCUUUUAUCCGGCCGGGAUUGGCAUCGGACUAUCACGUCUCGGGGUCCUGCCGCUGGCUCUUGCCUGGGUUUGUUGAUGCGGAACUAGCCUUCUAGAGUAAGCCUUUUAGCAAGGGUCUGAGGUAAUAGAGUGGUGAGAAGGCGUCAGAGGUAGUGUGGCAGUUCGGUUGGGCCGUUCGUGUCUGGUAUGCCCCUGAUCUUUGUUUGUGCAGCGGUUUCGAUCAUCCGCUAGGUCUAGCCGGGUCACCAGUUCUCUGAGACCUGUAGCUGCAAUACAGUGUCCCUUAAUCCUUGUACCUCCUGCUGUACAUCCGAGAUGUCCUCUAUUGAGGCCUGGACUCGAGCGCUCACCGCUUGGACUGCAUUAAGUCCAUAUCAGCUGCUGACUUCUGCUUUAAUUCCAGCAGCAGGUUUUUCAUGUCCAGCUUAGUGGCUGGGGUCAGAGCGUCCGGAUCAGCAGGAACUGUGGUCGCUUUCUUGUGGUUUGCAGGUUCCCCAUGAUCUCUGGAGGCAGAGUUCGAGCUGCAGGAGCUAGCAUCGUGCUCUGGCGGGGCGCUGUAGCAGAACUCCUAUAUCUUGGGAGUCUUUGGACGUGCUGGCUUGGGCUUUCUGGGAUUUUCGUCCCAUUGUAUCAUCGCAGAGCCUGUUCUCUCUGGCGUUGUGAGGGCUCAAGCCUGUGUCCUCCGGUGUGAGCACGAGAGGUACGAUGUGGCUUGUGGAGCCGAUAGUGCGGUAGGCUCCAACUCUGCAGCGUACUUUCCUGUCUGUUUGCGGGAACAAGAAGAGCAUCUGGACACAGCCUGUACUGCUGGGCUGGUGAGGUGAGUAAUCUGGACUAAAUGCAGGACUCUGUUUGCAGCGAUUACGUCAGAUUUAUUAUAAAUUGGCAGGAGCUCAGGAAAGGAGCGUCCGUUCAGUUAAAGGUUUAUGCUCCGCCCCCUUCAUUUUAUUUAAAUUUUUUUAUACACGCUUUGGUGUUUCUCCUUUAACUUGCGGUUUGUAUUUUUUCUCUCUCUUUCUCUUACAGAGGGUGUAAAUGUCAUGUCCGAUGCUGUUGUUAAAUUUGUCAGUUAUCAGAAUGGAAAACUUAACAUUUCUCUAAAGGAUGGAAGACAGGUAAUUUAGGACUGGAUUUGUUGAUAUCCUCUUAUUUAAAUAUAACUACAAUUAAAGUUUAUAUUACACUCUCUUGUCUUGUACAUUUCCUUAAUUUGUUGAUUUAUAUGAAUCUGAAUUACAACUUCCUACAACAUAUUGUGAAUUAAGCCUUAUCUGUGAUUAAACUAGGUGCAGACUGAUCACAUAGUAGCUGCAGUUGGUUUAGAACCCAACACGGAACUGGCAAAAUCUGCCGGCUUAGAACUCGAUGGUGACUUCGGGGGAUACAGGGUUAAUGCGGAACUCCAGGCUCGCAACAAUGUGUGGGUGGUGAGUCUCCUUUUUUGCGCAUUUCAAUUAUUGUCUUGUUCCAAAUAAAAGGUGUGAUGGGAUUCUGCAUUUUUGACAGGCAGGAGAUGCAGCUUGUUUCUAUGAUAUUAAACUUGGCCGCAGGCGAGUUGAGCACCAUGAUCAUGCGGUUGUAAGUGGAAGACUUGCUGGGGAGAAUAUGACCGGAGCUGCUAAACCUUAUUGGCAUCAAUCCAUGUUCUGGUAACUUCAUACAUCGUGUUCUUUUCAAACUAAUUUUAUUGAACAGUAUUUUAAAAAAACAUAUUUCACAUUAAUUUGUUCUAUGUUUUUUGUGUUUUCCAAUCACAUGUAUGUAUGUAAGUAAUUGUCAUGCAACACAUCUAGAGUGGGAUUUGGGUUGAAGUUCAGAAUUUCCUUGCUUUUUAAUGUUUGUCUGAGAACUGUUAGUAGGCACUAUAACUGUUUUAUCUCAUUUAAGUGAUUACGGUGUCUUGUGUCCCCUGGCAAGGUCCGUCCACUCAUUAGUAAACGGUUUAACGUUUUAAUGCUCAAUUUUCUCUGUGCUGCCUGGGCUACUGAACAAACAUUGGCGUGAGCAGGAAUUGGUGACGAUGAUUGGCUAUUUAGCUCAUCACAGCUAUUGUUAGCUAGAAAGAAGUGUAUAAUCUUUACAUGCCACCAGUUGAGACUGGGCUGUGGGUGGCCAGGGACCUUCAUUGAAUUGCUCAAAAAUGGCUUAACACUGAAAGCAGAGACAGUGCCAGGGGACUCAAAGCACUAUAAUCAAUUCAAUCUAUUGUCGUGCAAUACAUAUUUUGUCUAUAGUACACCACAAGAGGAUAUUAUUUUUGGGAAACCGGACAUAAUCCUAGAGAAUGAUUUACAUAACUACUAGAAGAGCAUAAAAAUGGGGUAUGCGGGAAAAAUGUAAACUAAAUUUAUAUUAGUAAUAAAGAUGUAUCUCUGUGUCCAUGUAAGGGAGCAGGAUAUAUUUUGUGUUUCUGGCAUUGGUGCAGUGGUCACACUUAAAAAAAAAAAAAAAAUUUUUGUCUGACUGGCAGCCAAUUUUCUAAUUAUGAAAUUAAAAUGCCUUUCGAUAAAACAUUUUUUAGAUCAGUGUUAGAAAAUACAUAAAACAGCUAGAUUUUGCAAUCUGCAAUUGCCAUCUAAAUUUGGAUAAAACUGUGAUUAAAAACAGAGGGGAGGCUUUCACCUAAAGACUCCUCGUGCCAAUUAACUGUAGUUGAAUCAUUGUGGUGUGUUAAACAUAGGUGAUAGGAAGGCCACAAAUGAAGACUCAAUGCAAUAAUGCCACUCUGGACACUAUUUUGGAAGUCCCCUUUAAACCGUGGAGUGAUUUGUGAUAAGAAAAUUCUUAUACACUGUUUCUAUGCACAUGUAAAAAUAUUUAGUAGUGUCACUACAGAUUAAAGGGCUACUGUCACUUCACUGUUUUUUUAAUACAAUGAUCCUUUCAUCAAGUUUUGAAAGGAAAUAUAUUCUAUGUUAAAUUAAAUAUAUUUAAAAUAAAUAAAUAAAAAAUAAUAAGAGGGAAAAACUCAUCCGUACCUUUAGUGCAGGGGUGUCCAACUCGUGGCCAGCAUGUGGCACUGAACCGUUGGCAAUGUGGCUGGUUACUGUCCGGGUCAUGAGCCAGAAGCCGGGAUAUGGCGGCAUCACUAUUGGGCGAAUGAGGUAGCUGUGCAGGAAGAGCACAGAGAUCCCAGCCCAGCAGCAACUGCUAGCCACCAGGGACAAAGGAUCCCAUUUAGCCCUCCAAGAGGAAGGCUGGGUGGACCUCUCAAGUCUGUAAUAUUGUGUGCGUGUAGGUCUGUGGUUAUGUGUGCAAAUGUAUAUACAUGUGUACGUGUUUAGUAGAUGGCUCCCUAAUUUGGUAUCCUUUAAAUAUGGCAAUCCCACAUAAGGAAAACAAAUACGGGAGUUAUCUACUAAAUUGAAAUAUCAAAAUUAAGAAAACUGCUUUUAAAGUUUUAUUAAUUAUAUACUUUAACUAUAUUAUAUAUUUGAUGUGUGGCACAAGACAAUUCCUCUAAGCUCAAUGUGGCACAGGGAAGCCAAAAGGUUGGACACCCAUGCUUUAGUGUAUGAUAGGAUCCUCCAUACAUUUGCAUACACCUUGGGUCAGACAAUGUUUGAAUUUGUCUCCAUAGUCUUCUCUGCUUAACUCCCUGCACAGUGCAGUGACCUCUUUAGACUGCCUAACUGUGUCUGACGUGUGUCUGUCAAAGUCUGUUUUGGUCUUAAACAGGAAGAAGUGUGGCCUUGACAAGAAGGGGUGGGGCAAAUUUAGAUUAUGGGGUGCCCAAGUCAUGACUAGAGCAACAAAUUUUUUUAAGUAAUUAAAUCACUUUUUGUUUAUACAGCCCUAGUCACACCUCCCUACAUGUGACUUACACCGCCUUCCAAUACACUUCCUGUAAAGAGUCAUCUAAUGUGUACACUUUAUUGCAAACUCUGUUUAAUUUAGAAUUUCUUAUCUCCUGCUCUAAUAGUUUGCUAGACACUGCAGGAGCAUACUGUAUGUAAUGAAAGUUCAAUUUACAGAGCAGGAAAUAAAAACUGACAUCUUGCAUCAUACACAUCUUGUUUGAACAUCUUUCCAGUCUCCAGUAGUUUACUUACAUUUUUUCAGUGCUGCACAGGUCUCCUCGUGGCUGGUCCCACAUCACUUUUGAUGAUUUCCGCUAAUCUGAUUCUUUCCUAUAGGAAAGCAUUGGGAUGCUAUUGCGUAUCAAUGCAUCUCUAUGAGGAACGUUCAGUGCCUCAAUGCAGAAUGUGGAGACGCUGAACGUCAGUGGUGCACUGACCCAGGAACCACCUCUAGUGUUCCUACUAGAGGUGUUCCUAGACAGUAAUGAAAAAAGGCAGUGUUUGCAUUAAAAAGCCUGCAGUUAUUCUGGUGACUGUAGUGUCCCUUAAUAAACACUUUUUCUAUUUAAUUUAAUAUUACAAUUCCAAAAUACAUACACCACAAAUGACAUCCUAACCAAGAUUUAUAAGAAAAUACAGUAUAACAAAGAAGUUAUUCAAAGCAAUGCAAUCCUUUAUCUGUGUGUGUUCCUCCAAUUAAUAAUUUACAAUGUGGCCACAAACUAAUCUGGCAGAUUGGUUUUCCGUUCUUUCUAUUUGUAAUCCUAUAGAAACCACUGGAAAAAAUGUAUACCAAAAAGAAAAAAAAAUGAAUUAAAGUGGAUUGCAGAAGAACCAGUUUAGAUCCGCAGAGGGUAAAAGAGGCCAUUCUAAAGAGGUUAACUAUUCUAAGCCCCCCUCCAAAAAUUGUGUUAAACCUCUUGACACAAGUACAUAAAUGCCCCAAUAUAUACUGAAUCCGGACCUUUUUUUUUUUUUUUUUUUUUUAAGUUCUAGGAUAAAAUUAGGGAUAUGCCCUAAUGUUGACAUGUAUCUGGUUUUCUUGCCAGUGACAUAUCUGUUGUCGCAUAAACUAGCUUCUUAUACUUUUAAUUUUUGUAUUUAAAAAAAAAAAAAAAAAACACAAAAAAUUAACUUAAAAAAAAUUAACCUAAUGAAGUGCACCAAGAAAUUAAAAUCUUAAUCUAAUGCUAACAUCAAUUCUAACAUGUACAAUGUUUCUAACCCUAAUAUUCAGACUAAUUCUAGAAUCCUAAUUUGUGACAGGGACUGUGAUUGCUGUGAAAGUCAGUGACCGUAAUAAUACACCUAAACUGUUAGUUAAAGUGAUCUUGAAAAAUGAAUAUAUUAAUUUUCCAUUAAUAUAUUUUACCAUUUUAAGGAGGCAGGCUGAGGAGUCCACAAACUUUCUUGUUGGUUUUAGUUGGCUUUAAAGCACUUUGUUUUAAACUUGUUACCUAUAUAUUUUUUAUUUUUAUGGCAUUGUAUAUGUAUAGACCGUUUUUAUUUAAUUUUUUUUAUUGCCCCUGCCCUUCCCCCCCACCCCCCCUUACUCUAGGAGUGAUCUUGGUCCUGAUGUUGGCUAUGAAGCCAUUGGUAUUGUUGACAGUUCACUGCCAACUGUUGGUGUGUUUACCCGGGCCACAGAGAAGGAUACACCAAAAAGUGCAGCUGAGUUAAGUGGUAAGUAACAAACUCCAUUUGACACGUACUCCUUCAGAUACAAAAGUAAAUAGCAUUGCUGUAAGUGUAGAAAUGGAAUGCUACAAAGUAUUGCUAGACUGAAAAAUUAUUGAUACUAGUGAUUUUAGGAUCUUGCAUAGCUAGGCACAGACAAAUUAGCCCAUCAUUUGCACACUGUUUGGUGCACUGAAACAAGUCAAUUGUGCACAUUCUCAAGCUUAUUAAUGUAUGCAUGUGAGCAAACGUGUUCCUAGUUCUAUAGUUUUAAUAUAACUACAGUGUAGCUUUGAGCACUGCAUACAGCUCAUCUGUCAGUCCCAGGUCACAGAGGAAGCCCCAGUUAUGGAUAGAUAACUGGGUCUCCCUAGUGUGAGCAGGGAAUAACUCCAUUGUGGUCUAUAGGGAUUUAAGUCCCCAUGUUAAUUGCUUCUUUCCAUGCUCUUUUUUGUAACAGGGAUUUGCAAAUCCAGGCAAUAGAUAAACUAAAAAAUAAAUAUUUUUAAUUUCUGCCCUGCCCUGUCCCUUUUUCUUGAUUAACUCACCCAUCUCAGAUUCCAAUGGACCAACAUUUUCACUCUUAACCUCUUUGGAAUUAAUGUACUUUAAAAAACAAAAACAAAAAAAAAACACCUUUUGGUGUUGGUCUUGCUCUCUUUAGCUGUGAGCUUUUCAUUUUCAAGUUUAGCCUAUCGAAACCGCCCUUUUGCAAGCCCUGUUGGCAUGCUUAUAUUACAGAAUGCUAUUGUCCCAUCUGAUUUAAAUGUUUUGAAUUAUUUUUGUUGUUUUACUUAACUGACUUUUUUACUAAGCUACAUUGGUUUACGUUUAAUUGUUUGUUUCCCAAUGGUAUGUAUCAAGAAAUGUGACAAAACUGGUGAUAAACCGUGCCAAAUUUUGGAGCGGUUUAUCACCUGUUGUUUUGUCACAUUUCUCUAUCUUACACAAGGUUUGGGAAUCCUUGUAGAUUUACUGCUGCCUAUUCACAUUAUAGAGAGCGCCUACACCUGCCUUUUUUUAUGUAUCAAGAAAUGCAGCAUUUGUUUAAAGACCAUAUCCUAUAGAAAUUGUCAUUUUAAAAAUUAAGUUUUUGUAAAAUAUAUAGUUAUUUUCUUGAAUUUAUCUCAAAUGAUUCCAUAUUAUGGUCACCAUUUCACAAGUGUUAAUGUUAUUAGUUAUUGCAAGACAAGUAUCUAUUAUAGUUGAUGUUUCUGCUAAUUGAGACAUAAAAUAUUCAUAUUCUUGGAUCAGCCAAGAUAUUCAUGUGCAAGCUUGUGUGUAUCAAUAUUAAACAUUUCACUCCCCAAAUCACCUAUGCACAUUUGUACUUUCAUUUACUGUGUAAAACUAAAUUUAGUCCAUAAAGCUUGCAUCUCCUUCAUUUGUACUCCAAUUGAUCAUACCAUACCUACAGUCGGGGAAGAGGAGUGAAUGAGCACCACAUUUUACUGUUAGUAUUAUAUAAGCAUUCUAGAAAUUGAUAAUUUUCUUGUUAGAACUCUUUUUAAAUUCCUUUAUUUUAACAAUAAAGGUAAUAAAUAAUUCACACCUGAACUAAUCAAUCCAUUCGGAAUGUACCUGUGAAGUCAUAUUCAAUGAAUGAGACUCCAAAGGUAAAUCCCAGAUGAAGAGAAUUGUGGUGUGAAUUUAAAAGAAAUUUGAUUUGGAUCAACUGUUCAAAUAAAAUUUUUGCACAAGUCUAAUAUUCUCUUACAAUGCAUUGUUUGUCCAUCUGUCAUCUAGGCACAGGCAUCCGUUCUGAGAGUGAUACCGGGGAAAUAAUUCAGACAGAAAAUACUCCAUCUCCUGUCUUACCUCAAUCAUCUCCUCCUUCCACGCAGCAGAAGGAAACCUAUGGAAAAGGAGUGGUGUUUUACCUGCGUGACAACAUAGUAGUGGGGAUUUUGCUGUGGAAUAUCUUUAAUCGAAUGCCUAUUGCACGCAAAGUACGUAUUGAUAGCCUGAGUCCACUGCAUUGGGUGCUAAUCUCUCGCUUUAAUCUUUCAAGUAAAUCCAUACCCCCUAACAGCAGUGUCCGGUGAAGCAGAAUGUCAGUGGGCGGGGUAAAAGGGUGGGCCACUGACUCGAGUCAUGUAAUCAGAACCGCCCAAAUGGGCGAACAUGCCCAAAAAGGGGGCGUGUCUGCACAGAAAAUUAGAAAGUCAGCCUGACAUGAAUGUAUGUCAGGCUGCCUGCCAAUCAUGCAGGCUGGCCAACAAUGGGCAUACUAUGCAGACAGCAUAGUCAAUAUAAUGUAAAAGAUAGAUGGGGAAAAUUCUUUAUUUACAAAAAAUACCACAACUUCAAAAAAGGGGUAAACAAAACAAAAAAAUUGCUAACUUAACUUUAUCCCAUUUGCUUGUCAAACUUGUUUCCUGCAACACCUGCCUCUGUGCUGAACUGGUCCUAAACAUAGCAAAUAUUCCAUACACUCCAGUCUACAGUUUUGCUUCCCUAGAUCCCUCCUAAGUUUGCAUACUUAAGGAAGAGCAUGUGAAGAGUAGUAAAAAAAAAUAAAAAUGGGCCUAUUCCAUGGACAUGGGCCUGAAGCUGCAGCUCCAUCAGCCCCCAUGUUAAUCCGGCCCUGCUUCUCCCCCUCUCAGAAUGUUGCAAGGUGAAGUAAAUCUUCCAAAUGAACAUGUGUAAAUCUGUCCGGCAUGCCCAAUGCACCUUUUCCUGCAUUCCUAUCAAUAGAACACUGAAUAGUGUCCUCCCUGGAGUGGGUAUGAAAAGCAUUAGAAAAAGAAGAUAAAUAUGAAAAAAGUCAGAGCGAGGCAAGCUUCUGAAUGAGACACAUGUCCCUUCAAAUAUGCAGUCUAAUAAAAGCAAAGAACAAUUCUACACAUGGAAUUGAUGAAUUUGAAAAUCCUAGAUUGAAAAGUCCCUAAAAUUGAAGAAAAGAAUUUGAGUAAACAUGGCAGAUGUUAAAGUAAGCUUAACACUUCAGUUUAAUGUAUUUCCUCUACCUGACCAUGUCAAUCCUCUAAUGGAGAGGGAACUAUUCCCAUUACAAUAAAUUGCUGUAAUAUUUUGCUGUACACAAUAGGUGGGAUAGUGUAGACUGCUUCUACCUGUGUACGGAAUUGUAAAUAAGAUUAAGUAGGACAGCAGCAAGACCACUGAUAUUUCUUAUGAGUUAAAACCUGGUUACAACUGGAUUAUGUCAUAAUGCCACCUGACCAGUUACAUGGUUGCAGAGACACUACUGUAACUCUUGAGAUCUAUUCCAAAUGGUACUUUUGGGGGAACAAGAGAAACAUCUGAUCACAUUACUUAAUUUAUACUCCCACCUGUGUGGAUAGCAAGGGUACACAUGAGGGUGGGUUAUAGUGCAAUGUAAUUGACAAAUCUGUGAUAUUAAAUGUUUUGAGUGGAGUGAUUGCUGACAAUAAUUUGAAAAGAGACAACUGACAUAUAGGUGUGGAGCCUUGUAGAUAAGUAUCCACUUGCUGAACCAAACUUUAAAGGUUAAAUACCCUUCCUUAAUACUUUUCCUCCAGGCAUCCAUAUCUUCAAUGUUUUAGGAGAUGGCAGAGAGUGGGGUAGGGCAGAUGGCUAUCUGGGUGGGCCUUUUAUCAAAUCAUGUCAUGUACAAGUGACUGACUUGUUUGUUUUUUUGUUUAAUCCUUGCUAGUUGUACAUCUCAAAUAUUUUCUGUGAUUAACACCAGGUGGUUUUCUUAGAUUAGUUCCUGUGGUGAAAUACAUACAAGGAGUGCAUUCCACUUAUGCUAUUCUGGACUUUUCAGUCCAGGUAAUGGCUAAAUAAGCACAGCAUGUUGCACUCCCAAUAGCACAACAUACUUCCUGUACUCCGGCAAGAUCACAUUUUGGUGCCAAAAUUGAAACCGUAUAUAUUUUUUCCUCUCGUAUAGUGGCAGUACUGAACAAGUGGGAUGUAACUUCUGCUAUGGACAAGAAGCUCCCCCUCAAAUUUGAAUAUAUAGGAUAGGCUCCCGCCUGCUGCCCAUAUAAACCCUGUACCUCAAAGAAAACACCAGUUCUUCUUGUCCCAACAACAGGACGGACAAGCUCCUCCAAAGGACCAGGCAGAGAUCGGUGCGGUCAACACAGGCUGCUGAUCUGGGAGGUGAGUGCCCGAUAGCUCCCCAUGUGGGAUCUGAGCGGCUGAAAAAACUUCAGUUCAGUUGCAUUAUGGAACGCGACUGGAAGCCGGCUUAUGUGGCCACAUCCUGGGAAGUCCCGGGCGGACCUCCCACCUACAACACUGACGCAUGCGCACAGCCGUGGAACGCACGCCCAGGAGGUGUUGCGUUCCACUGAACACCAAAUCGCACUACUGUGCAUGCUCGAAACGGUAGUUCUAAAUUUUGGCACUAAAUUCAAUUUAUUUAGCUAUAAAUACUGUGCGGAACUUGUCUAACCCCAAGGGUGGGUGCCUCAGUGUCACCAGCCCUUCUGCACGGUGGUGAGGUGUUUGAGUUGAGAAUUUAAUUAAAAUCUCCCUUGAACACUUGCAUUUGGUAGCAUGCCUUCUGAUGCACAGUAUUUCUCUUUCACAUCUAGAGAGUAUGUACAGUCCUACUUCACCGUAUAAAGCUGAAAAAGAAAAGAUGUCAGCUCCUAUCCCAAAAAAUGCUAUGAGCAAAUCAAAACACUUGUGUUGUUUGGAAUGUGCAGUCCCUCUGCCUGACGGAUGUCGUAAGAAAACCUGUAAUCAAUGCUCGACGGAAUUACUGGAGAAAUCCAAGCAAAACGAAAUGUCCACAUUCCUGUGCUGGUUUCAGGAGAAUUUAUCACAGACCCUCGAGUAAUUUAAAGAUACCAUUAAAAAAAGACAGUGGGUCUGUUACUAUUCAGGACAGACAAAAAAAACGUAGGAGAGAAAGAUCUCCAACCCUGUCUAAGCUCUCAUCGGGGGAAUGGUCAUCUUCUUCCCUUUUGGAGUUUUCCAGUCUGGCUUCAAGUGUGGAGGAAGGAUUCCCUCCAGAUGAAUUGAAAAAGCUUAUCAAGGAAGUAUCGACAGGUCAGGAAACUGAACCUACCAAGGGUAAGGUAAAAGGCUUUCCUACGCACCCUAGGAUUAUGGAACUUUUACAAAAAGAGUGGAAAAUUUCGGAAAGACAUGCUUUUAUUUCUAAGUACUUCAAACUGCUUUUUAAGCUACAGACUGAAGAAAAAUGGGAAGACCUUCCAAAAGUCGAUAUUCAAGUAGCACAAUUAUCAAAGAAAACCACGAUCCCUAUUGGUGAGGAUUCUGGGUUAAAAGAUCCCAUGGACAAGCGGGCCGCAACGCCUAGCAGAAGAAUAUUUCAGGCUGCUGGUUACCAAUUCAGAGCUGGUAUUUCUGGUUCAGCAGUGCUUAAAGCCAAGAGUAUGUGGCUUCGAGCCCUAGAAGAUUCUCUUAUGGGGAAAUCCGAUAAAGACCCGGCUCAGCUGUUGUUUCUUCUGAAAUUUUCUAAUGAGUUUCUUUCAGAUGCCUCUGAUGAAAUGCUACAAUUAUCUGCCAGGAUAAUGGGUUUGUCCUCGGUGGCCAGAAGAGCCUUAUGGCUCAGAACUUGGACAGCGUAUUCAGCUUCUAAAUCUGCUUUAUGUGAGCUACCUUUCGAGAGGAACAAGUUCUUUGGCACCCCUCUGGAAUAUAUAAUAAAACAGAUGUCUGAAAACAAGAAAGCAUUGCCUCAGGAUUCUAGAAAUUCAGGACCUCAGAACUAUAAAAAAAAUAUCCGUUCAGAGGACAACGUUCCUUUAACUAGCAGGGGAGAUUUUGGAAAUUUCACAAACAGAACAGUGACUCCAUAUUCAGAGAUCUCCAUAAACAGGACAAAAAGGAAAAGUAUUGAGUAAAAGUAAAGAGUGGGAGGUCGUCUUCAGUUCUUUUCUCAAAUGUGGACAGAUACGACUUCAAAUUAUUGGAUUCUGAAGAUUAGUUCAGAAGGAUACAGAAUCCGCUUUUCUACAGUACCAAAACCAUCUUUUCUGCUUUCAAAGUAUCCAUCAUGAAAGAAAUAAGAGGCACUCCUAUCAGAAACCCUACUACUGUUACACAAGGACGUUAUAGAAAAAGUAUCCAGAUACCAGGAAUUUCAGGGGGUUUACUCUCGCCAGUUUUUAGUUCAGAAACCAGAUAAAUCCUUCCCUCCUAUCCUAGACCUCAAGGAUUUUAAUGCGUGUAUCUCUUAUCAAAGGUUCCGUAUGGAAAAUAUUUUAUCAGUGAUGGACAUCUUACAGAAGGGAGAAUUCAUGGCAAAGUUGGAUUUAAAGGAUGCCUACCUCCAUGUUCCAUUGUCAGUAUUUUCUUGGAAGUUUCUAAGGUUUGCAGUACUAACAGGAAAAAGAAAGAUUCUUCAUUUUCAGUUCAAAGCCCUUCCGUUCGGCCUUUCAUCAGCCCCUCGCAUCUUUACAAAGAUCCUGGCUCCUAUAGCAGCAACCUUACGCUUAAGAGGUGUGACAAUAGUUCCUUACCUGGACGAUUGGUUCCAAAAAGCAGAAUCAGAACAUCUCCUCAGGUUACACCUCAAGAUCACCAGAAAGGUUUUGGACAAUCACGGUUGGCUUUUAAACUUACAAAAAUCUCAGAUUAUUCCUUCAGCAAGACUGGAAUUCUAGGGGCUUCUGGUGGAUUCAGGGUCUCUCUCUCCCCCUGUUUCUUCCCAUGUUAAAAUAAAGAAGAAUUUGCAGGGCCGUUUCAAAAUUACAAAAGAAUGUAUGCUACAUCAGAUAGGCCAUGAGUGUCCUGGGGCUUCUCAUCUCCACAAUCCCAGCAGUUGGUUGGGCAAAAGCGGAAAUAAGACCUUUACAAUGGAACAUUCUUGCACAAUGGUCAAGACAAAAGGAAGAUUUGGAUUCCGUUUCUCGCCUACUAAAAACUAAAUUGGUGGAAAGACAAAACACCCUUUCCAGAGGCUUUUUAUUCGAACAGAAAAGAUGGAUUACCAUCACAACAGAUGCCUCUCGAACUGGUUGGGGCGCCCAUCUGGGUUCACGGUUCAUUCAAGGGGAAUUGACUUUGAAAGAAGCAAAAGCAUCCUCCAACUUCAGAGAGAUGAAGGCAGUAACGAAUGCUUUGAAAUCUUUCAGUCCAGUUAUUGCCACUCAAGCCAUAAGGAUUCAGUCAGACAACGCCACCACAGUGGCUUACUUAAACCCACAAGGGGGCACAAAAGUAAAAUACCUUCAAGAUCUGUGUUGCCUUAUCAUGUCUUGGGCCAAGUCUAUGAUAAACUCACUCUCAACAACUCAUAUCAGAGGGUCUCUGAACACCAUCGCAGGCGACCUCAGCAGACAACAUUGGUCUCAAGCAGACUGGUCCCUAAAACCCCAGAUGUUCUCGGAAUUGGUAAUCCGAUUCUGCUUACAAGAAAUCGACCUUAUGGCCACAAGUUAAAACAGGAAAGUCCCCACCUUCACUUCUGUCCGGGCACAGGAUUUCCCAGACUUCCUAGAUGGCCUCUCUCUCACCUGGAACUUCAACAUGGGAUACAUUUUCUAUCCAAUAGCCCUGAUUCCAAGGAUUAUUCAAAAAAUCUGAUGGGGGGAAAAAAGCAAGGGUUCUAACCAUUUUGCCCUUCUGGCCAAACAGAAGCUGGUUCUCCGAAAUAGAACAUAUGAUUUCACGCUGGGCUCUCCCAAUUUCAGACAACUUCAUAGAGCAUGUGAAUCUUCCGGUAGAGACCGUGGAAAUGUUCCACCUGACUGCAUGGCUACUGCAAGGAUGAUCCUCUGUGAGCGAGGGCUUUCAGACAGUUUGAGUGACAUUCUUCUGGCAUCAGUCCGUUUAUCUACUUCUAAGAUAUAUCUCAGGAUUUGGAUGAAGUUCAGGUACUGGUGUGCUCAGAAAGGUUUCAAUCCUGACAAUUCGUCUAUCCCUGAUAUUUUGUCUUUUGCAGGAUGUUUUUUGUUAGUUGGUUUAGGUGUUUCAACACUCAAGAUCCAAAUUUCAGCAUUGAGUCACUUCCUUGUGCGUGAUAUAGCUUCUAUCAUUCUUAUACGCAGAUAGUUUAAAUCAAUCCUACUGAAACGUCCUCAUUAGCUUUCGCCUUUUCCUACCUGGGAUUUGUCUUUAGUCCUUCGGGCUCUUUGUGAACCUCAUUUUGAACCUUUGCAGGAUGUUUCCCUAAAGCUGCUUACAAUCAAGACAGGCUCUUUCUGCAGCUUCUGAGUUUACCAUCUUCCAUCAAGAAAAAGUAGUCUUGCAUCCCAUACCUUCCUUUUUCACCUAAGGUUAUUUCAAAGAAAUCAGUGAGCCAACCUAUUAUUCUGCCUUCCUUCUGCCAAUCUCAAUCUUCGGAGCUUGAAAAAAAGUAGCAUCUCCUAGAUGCUAGAAGAGCGUUGGAAAUCUAUCUUCAUAGAUCACAAGGCUUUAGGAACUCUGAUCAUCUCUUUGUCAUUUUUCAAGGCUCUGGUAAAGGUAGAAAAGCCUCCAGACCUACUAUUGCUAGGUGGCUAACGGAAGCCAUAAAACUGGCUUAUGAAACCCGAGGUGUUCCCAACAGAUUUCCAGUGAAGGCUCACUCCACGAGAGCAAUGGAAACUUUCUGGGCUGAAAGAUCUGCAGCUUCGCCAGAAGACAUCUGUAAGGCAGAGACUUGGUCUUCAUUACACACCUUUAUUAAGCAUUUUAGCAUGGACAUAUUCUCAUCCUCUGAAGCGACUUUUGGGCAGAAGGUGCUCCAGGCAGUGGCCUUCUAAUUUCCUACCCUUUGUUUGUUACAAGGAUCUUGCUAUAGCCCUCUUGUUCAGUACUGCCACUAUACGAGAGGAGAAACAGUAAUUUUACUUACUGUAAAUUACUUUUUUCUUAGUAUAGUGACAGUACUGCCGUUCCCUCCUCUUUUUGUAUGGAUUAAAUUAAUUUUGCAGUAUAAGGUCUCCGUUUGGUUCCUUUUAUAACUGGUGUUUCCUUUUAGGUUCAGGGUUUAUAUGGGCAGCAGGCGGGGCCUAUCCUAUAUAUUCAAAUUUGAAGGGAAGCUUCUUGUCCAUAGCAGAAGUUACAUCCCACUUGUUCAGUACUGCCACUAUAAUUUUUAUAAAUGUACCUGCAAGAUGAGAAAACAACAUCAUUUGUGCACACCAAAUGAAUGAAUAGACAAAUAUAAAAAUAAAAUCGACUUUAUAUAAACACAGAAAUAUGCUGCCCGCAAUUGACCUCUAGUGUCCAGUGACUUGUGUAAGAUCCAGCAGGACACUUCGAAUCUGGUGCGGUAAGAUGCAAUGAGUAUAUAGGUUGUCUGCCUGUAGCACAUUUCUUCUGUGUGUGGCAUUAACAGCAAAACUGUAGGAGAUUUAAUGCAAGCAGAGGAGAGCUACUGAAAACACAUCUGGCCAUCUUGGAUGCCAGGCCCUGUCCCCUCUAGUGUCCCUUUUACUUUAGACAUGGGGAAUAAAAUUUGGCCCGUGCAUUCUUUAAUCUAAGUGAGUUAGAGCAGGGCUAGAGAUGGUGGGGUUUUUUCAUAACCGGUUGGAAAGCACGCCCCCUCUCAAAGUAUGCAUGUUGGUUCGAUGCUCUUGCAUAUCCUGCGCAUCACAAGCAAGUUUAAUGACACACUUACGCUGUGUUAGCUUGUGACUUGUCUCCGGUUUCUCAGUAAGUGGGAUACCAGAGGACAAAAGGGCCAGGAAAGCGUAUUGUGCAUGUGUCUGGAGGCUGCUAGUGGGAUUUCGCGUGUGUAGAGUGAGCUGAUUGUGAUGGUCUCACCCAUUUCGUCCGAAAAAAGGUUAUAAUCUGCUGAAAAUUACACACCCCCUUCCAGGCCCUGUGCACCCACCCUGGGGGGCACAAUGUCAGUGAGACCAGCAGGAGGGAAGCGCACUGCGCUCCUCUUCCAGACAGUUUUCAGAGAAUAGGCAGUGUUUACAUUGCCCCUAGGGACACCUCGAAGUGGCCACUCUUUAGAUGGCCAAUGGAGGGGCUUCCUGGCUCAGGGCUGCACAGUAAGCAGCCCUGCCAUUCAGCGUCCCCACGCUCUGCAUGGAGACACUGAAUUUUCCUCAUAGAGAUGCAUUGAUUACUAAAUGGUACUGGGAUUCUGCACCCAGACCACUUCAAUCAGAUGUAGUGGUCAGAGUGACUAUAAUGUCCCUUUAAAGUUCAUGAAAAUACAAUUAGAAAAACACUGAACAAGUAUGGUUUGUGUAACAAAUCCCCCUAUAGUCCGACUGAGUAUAUUCGUUGUAAUUCUCCCGAGUCCCAAAGUGAAGCAGUGAUUAUAGCUCUGGUAUACCCAAACAUCAGCCAAGACUUGAUGAAGGGUACAAGAAGAAUGUUUUAUUAUGGCCCAGUGGCCAGCUUAUAUACACAGACUUGGGUCUCCAUUCACUUGUACAGUAAGCCCGCCGGGCGACUCUGGGUCUGGGAGCUUGCUUUUAUUUAAACUAAUUAUCUCCCAUGCACUAGAGGUACAAAAUAUUUUAUACAGAAACACAGCCGAAUCGCCACCGGGGUAAAGUUUUGACCGACUGCACACGUGGUGUCUGCCCAAAUUAGUUCCAGAGAAAAAGUGGUGGUAGUGGUCGGUCACUUUUGGGAGUCCAAAACGAAUAAAAUGUAAAAACGGUUCUCCUGGCUCAUAGGUAGCAAUUGUUCACCUAGUUUGUGCACACAAUCCUACUGAACAGGGCUCUCCUGACUUGUCAGGAAUAGAAGCAGGCGUCCAUGCAAAAUCAGAGGUUCGCCGUGGCUGUAUCCGACUUCCAUACGCUCAACGACCAAGUCCCGCUGCCUGCGUUUGUGAGACAACAUGGCCGCCGUUUUCCACAGCACGUGUUGUUUGGUUAUACGAAUGGUGGCCACACAGAGAGAGCACUUAAGUUUGUGGUUAGUUUGUAGUUAAAGGGACACUAUAGUCACCCUGACCACUUCAGCUCAAUGAAGUGGUCUGGGUGCCAGGUCCCUCAGGUUUUAACCCUUCAGAUGCAAACAUAGCAGUUUCAGAGAAACUGCUAUGUUUACAUUUGGGGUUAAUCCAGCCUCUAGUGGCUGUCUUCUGGACAGCCACUAGAGGUGCAUCUGCGACGCUGGAGGCACAUUUCGCCUCUAUCACACAGAGUGUCCAUAGGAAAGCAUUGAGAAAUGCUUUCCUAUGGACACUUUGAAUGCACGCGCGGCACUUGCCGCGCAUGCGCAUUCGGCUUCGCUGACGUCGGCGGGGGAGGAGAGGUCACCAGGUCAUGCCAUACAGUUUGUAUGGAAGGAUUGCCAGGACAAAGUUUUUUUUUUUUUUUUUCUCUCUCUCUCUCUCUCUCUCUCUCUAAAAAGAACAUGGGUGCACUGCUUAGGUUUGCAUAGUUGCAUCUGAACAAACUACAAGACUUUUGGAACAGUGUCCUUUGGACAGACAAGACCAAAGUGGAGAUAUUUAGCGAAAAUAAAACACAGCAUAUCGGCACAAACACCUCACACCAACUGUCAAGCAUUGUUGUGUAGGGGUGAUGAUUUAGGCUUGUUCUGCAACCACCAAAGUAAUCUAGAUUCAAAUGUGAGGGCAUCUGUCCGACAGCUCGUGCUUGGCCAAGAUUGGGUCAAUUAUCCCAAGCACAGCAGCAAAUCUACAACAGAUUGGCUGAAAAAUAAAAGAAUCAAGGUGUUGCAAUGACCCAGUCAAAGUCCAGACCUCAAACCAAUUGAAAUGUGGUGGUGUGACCUUAAGAGAGCUGUGCAUAAACAAAUCCCAGCAAACAAGCAACAUUGUAAAGAAGAGUGGGCCAAAAUUUCUCCAUAACGAUUUGAGAGACUGAAAACUAUUGCUUCAAGUUAAUUCUUGCUAAAGGUGGUUCUACAAGCUAUUGAAUCAUAAGGUGUACUUAGUUUUAUUUUUGUUAAAUAUGACGCAGUUUAAUAUGUCAUGUGGUGGUAUUCAACUGAGGUUAUAUUUAACUAAUUUAAGGACCUGCUAAGGAACAGAGAUAAUUGUUCUUAUGUCUACAUUAUUCUUCCCAUGAAUGUAUAUGUGCUUUAAUGGAAUGUAUUUGUAGAACUGCAUCUUGGACAUCUUUACACACAUUUACAGAGCCUUGUGUACUAGACAUCUUGGCGAAGAAGCUUCUUUCGGGUGUAAAGUUUAGCAGGCAAUCUUUACAUUAUAAUUUUGUUUGACUUUUGGGUUAUAUACCAGCUUUCACUUUGGCUAGAAACCAUUUUUGCCCACACUUGCAGACUGAAAGUUUAAAUCGUUCCUGAGAUACUCGGUAGGAUUGAGAUCAGGACUGGGCCGCUGUAGGCUAACUGGGAUUUCCAAACUAUUUGUUCUUUAUUCCUCUUUGUCACAACUUUCAUUCAGAUCUGCAGCCUGACCUUUAAAUUUUAUCCAAAGUGGGACUUUGGUCCCAAGAUAAAAGCUUGUUAGUCUUAUGAUUAAGCCACCAGAAAUUAACCCUAUCAGUGAUGGACUGUUAGUCUCACAUCCAUGGGCAUUGCUGUACAGUAUACCACCAUAAUGCCCGGUGUCGUCUAGCCACAGUUGCCUCCCUACCAGGAGCUCGAGUUCCAUCACCCACUCCUCCAGGGGCUGCUCUUCCAGAAAAGGCAUCCGCAAAGCCAUUUGUUCCAUGAGAGUGCUGCUCUUGCUUUGGGAGGCUCUCUCUCCGCUGAACCUGAACUCCCUCCAGGACCUUGUACCAGAGUUCUUUACAUGCAUCCUGACAUACAUACUGAUAUAUAUACAUACAUACUGACACACACACACAGACAUACAUACAUACUGAGAUAUAUAUACAUACUGACAUACAAACACACACAUACAGAUAGACACAUACAGACAUACUGACAUACAUGCAUACUGACACACACACAGACAUUAUGGUUGUCACCCCCUGAUGGCAGCCCUGCCCCCACAAUGGGCACAGGGUGACUUAAACAUAGGAGUCAUCCAGGGAUCUAAUUGAAGUUUUCAUCUUAUGCUCCCAGUGAUGGUGACUACCGUCACCCAUGAUGUUUGCCUUGGUGGUUCAGACUCAACCUGCUGUCUUUGAGCAAGAGAUACAGUAAGACCAUUCCUGGUUCAUUAACCUACCUAACACCCAUUGCCUUGGACUUUGGCUCUGGGAUCUAUCCUCUGUGAGUCUUCUUCAUAGGGGUCUGACAAAGCUUCAACUGGCUUGUCUCCUCCAUUUUUACUUGCAUUCUCAAACUGUGGCAGAUUGUUGAAACUUCUAGGUCUCCUGGUAACCUCUUCAGAUGCAGUACAGUUUGCCAGAUUUACCUUUGGUACCUACAAUUUUUCCUCACGUUGUAGAAUUAGGACACUGCAGAUCUUUUGCAGAGAUUUAUACUGAACCAUCUAGUAUGGUCCCUUCUCUACUUUUUGUGACCUAGGGCUGCUCCUUUUGCAGGUCUGAGUGGGCCAUGGUCUCAGUGGACAGCGAUGCCUUGUGAUGGAAUACAGUGUGGCAGUUGUUCUGGGCUAGGGAGACUUGUUUUCCUAUGUAGGCAAGGUUACUAAUCAAUGUCCUAAAACCCCAGAGGGCAGACUUUAAUGCUCUCAAGUCAUUGUUUAGCCUGUAAAAGUCACAACUAUAUGAAUCUAGUUUUACUGUGUCACUGUGGCUUAUGUCGGUCUGCAAGGAGUCAAGACAAGCAGGCAUCCAGGAACCUCCAGUGGGACACAAGUCUUGCAAGGUGAUUCUGAGAGUAGAUAACUGGGAAGCCAAUUUCCUCAGGUUCAAGAUGAUUCACCUUGGGAAUAGCUUCAUUGCCUAAAAGUGUACACCUCUCUGGAACUGAAAUGCCAUAUGCUACGGAUCUCAUGGCCAUAACCACAUUGAUUAAAACAAAUGUAUCUGUAAGCAUAUAUUCUGUUUUAAUUUUGAGUUCUCCGUGGAUGAAAAGAUGAGGAAAUUACUAAAAAUUGUCAACCAAUCCUAGUCCUCUAAUUUGGGGUUAUGUGCUAAAUGGUAAUUGUGCAAAAGCGUAAGCGUACCCCAGAGCAUCUUUUAGAGUUAAUUAUAAAUAAAUGUAUUUAUUUACAAUUCCCUCUUGAAGAUUCUCUGGGGGAAUAAUUAUAUUGUGCAUUGGAUCUCUUGUCAAGAUUCUCUGAACAUACAGAUGUUCAACUGUAAUCUUUUUAUUGAUUACAAAAUUACAUUAAAAUGGUAUAUUUAAAGUUUUAAACUGAGAGGUAGGGUUAUUCUUUUUGUUGAAAGAAAUAUCGGUUUCCUUUUUGCUUUUACUAAUAGAACCAGAGAGCCUCAAAUUCAGUUUCAUGCUGUCAGUGGAAGUAUUACAAUUUAGAACUAAUCAAGAAAUGAGGAAAAUGUAUUUAUACUUACCAAAAUUUUUUUUUUUGUGGCAGCAUUGAAUUAAUGAGUUAGCUCCUCCUUACAGCAAAAUGAAGACAAAGGUAUAAGUAGAUCUCCCAACAGCCCCAGAUUCCCUGAUGCAGAUUUGUUGCUCUCUUCACUCAGUCAUUUUGGAUGCGACAGCCACACAGUACACAUGUUCACUUAACAGCAUCUAGAGCCUCACUGACUAGUACAGUGAAGUCUUCAUUGUUCAUGCAUUCGCAUUCCAGUCCACUCUCCUUGGCUGCCGGGUUACAUAGGUUAUCGUGCAAACCAUACUUGUUAUUAACAAUGACUGGACUUUGUCCGGACAGACCUUGUGUGUGUGACUGCAGGGAUGUAUGAACACACACACACAAACACCUGGUGUAAAACAGUCACCAGUGGAAUGUGCCUGCUGGUUCUGCUUGUUCUCAUGGUCAUUACCAGCUGUACUUUUACACCACAUUUUAGAACAAAACACUUUUCAAAUGGCAGAGGAUAAAUGGGAACAUUAGCGGACAUUUAUCAAUGUUUGCACAGGCUUAGCCUUUGAGCUGUGUUAUGGUGUAAUUUUCUAUUUUUAAAAAAAAUGUAAAAUAUAAAUUUUAAAGAAAAGUAACUUGUAAAAGAAAGCUUAACACAAGUUAAGGGGGAUUUUCAAUAUUUAAUUGUAAUGGUGUAAAUUCACUAAAAGGAACAGUUACCGUUGAAUCCUGUAUUACUAACCCAAGAGUUAAUCUCUGUAUUCAGCUAUACAAAUUGCCCUCUGUACCCAGCCUCAUCUAAAAUGUCAUAUAUUUUGUACAGUGGUCAAGCAUGUCAGUUAAUGACAUAAUUAGAUUUUUUUUUUUUCAAUUUGACAAUUUUUAUUUUGUCAUAAGUCAAAAAUGGGGUACAGAAAAUAAAGGGGAAAAGGGGCUUCAGAUGUGACACCGUACAUGCAGUUGUUUAUACGCAUUGGAUGUAAAUAGUACUUUGGUGUAAUAUGUGCAACAUAGGCAGCACCAAUAUCUUGCCACAUUCGUGAUAUGAGAAGUCUAUAUGCAGUAGUUGCUGUUAGCCCAAUAUUAGCCUUUUAGCAUUGUGCUCUGGUAACAUUGAGUAUCUUUGUCUAUACUUGUUGCAUCCUCUUUUAUUUUAUUUUUUAUUUUUAUUUUUUCCAAUUGACGAUUUUUAUAUCCCUGAUCAUCCAUGGGGUACAGAAGGCAAAGAGGAAGGGUUUGGGGUUGCGUUUAUAACAUUUUAGCAGUAAUUAGUACAUUACUUUAUGGUGCAUACUUAUUUGCGGGUAUAUUACAAACAUCACUUUUCGUUCAGUUAUGGCUUUGUUCGCGCUUGCUCCCUCUAUUGUCUUCUUGGGACUCCUUUUAUGGGAGUCUUCUUUCUCCGGAAUGCCCUAGUAUUAAGUUUGGGUGGUGCAUAGGGUAGGUUGUGGAAUGAGAGGGAAGGGGGGGGGGGCUAUUUAACAGUUCUUUGCUAAACCACAGAGAGUUUCCCCCACUAGGCUUCCCCUGUUUUGUGGCUUUGCUCGUUCCCUUUGUAUUACUUAUGUGUGUUGUUGGAGCUUUGUGGCCAUGUUCGAGAGGUUUGUGUUUGGUUUAGGUGUCUCCCUGUGUUAGCACCGGUGUCAGUUGACACAACUAUGUACAGUGUGGGUGUCCACUCUUCUGUCUCUCUCCCCUAGGGGCUGUCAUCGUGAGCUUUCGAAUUGAUCCAAUUUCGCCUCUCUCGCCUUAUGUUAGUCUGAUAGCCUACAUAUGUGGCUUACAGUAUUUCGUUGUCGCUCUGCUCCUUUCCUCUUCCUUCCAGGAAUAUUUCCCACUCUUGUUUGGCUAACAUUUUAUAGUCUUGUAGUUAAUGUCCUGUGUGUGUUCUUGUCUCAUAAUCUAUAUUUGUGGUGGCUUGCUUGAUCACUAUCUCUAUAUCUGGGGUGUCGGUCUGUUUCCACGCCUUUGCAAUGUGUAAGUUCGCUGCAAUCAAUAUGUGGAACAUUAGGAAGGCUUGGGUUUUGGUGAAUUGCUCUAGGGUCGUGAAAAGGAGUCCGCACUCGGGUUCUAGCAUCACUGUUUGGUGUAUAGUUUUUGAGAUUAUGUUGCCUUCUUCCGCCCAGUAGGCGGUGAUGCGGGGGCAUGUCCACCAUAUGUGGUACAUCAUGCCCUUCUCCUACUCACACCUCCAACAGCUCAUGGACGUUUGAGGGUAUAUAGGCGCUAGCCUGGCCGGUACCCUGUACCAUCUGUACUGUAUUUUGCGCAUUAGCUCGAAGCGUGAAGCGCAUCUGGAUCUGCCCUUGUGUGCUAUGAAUGCCUUCUGCCAGAGCUCUGUUUGUAAUGUCUUACCUAUAUCUACUUACCAUGCUUCUUGGUACUUCUCCGGUUCCUCGCCCAGUGGGUCAAUCAGCACCCUAUAUAGGCUAGAGAUCAUUUUUUUCGGUAUAAUUCUGGCUACGCAAAUUCGUUGGUCUUUACUUCCCUGUGUGUUACUUUCUCCGUGUCGCGCUCUAGGAGUGAUUUGAGUUGGCAAUAUGAGAAUAAUGAGCGAGGUGGCAAACUGUAUCGGCUCUGGAGGUCCGGGAAUUGCAAUUGCAUUAGGGUAUCGUUGUGGUAUAGGUGUUUGAUCAAUGUACAGCCUCCUUUUUCCCAUGGCCCGUGGUCGAAAGGGGGGUUUGCAAUGUGUAUGCUUUGUAUUGGGGUCGCUAGGGACCAUGAUUUAGUGUGUCCUAGUUGGGUUUUGACUGCAUCCCACGUUCUCAGCAAUAGAGACGUGGUGUCAGGCACCCCCAUUAUUUUAGGGCGUAGUUUGUAGGGUAUCCAGAAUAGAUAGUGUAGACCUUUUGGGCAUGUCCACGUCGAUUCUACGUCUACCCAUUGCGGUCUGUCCUCCGCUGUAUGUGCUAGGACCGCCGUGGCCAAAAGGGUCGCUUUGUAGUAUGUGCCCACGUCAGGUAUUCCUAGUCCCCCUUCUGUCACCGGUCUGCUCAGUAUUUUAGUUGCUACCCGUAUUUUGCGAUUCGCCCAUAUGAUUCUGUUUAUGGUUUGUUGGAGUUUUUGCAGGAAUAUUUUAGGUAUUGGUAUCUGUAGUGUGCAAAAUAGGUAUUGGAGUUUGGGCAUCACCAUCUUUUUGACAGCUGCUAUCCUUCCCACCCAAGAUAGGUAUUUGUCCUCCCAUGUUUGUAGGGUGUCAACUAUGUCUCUCCUUAGCCUUUCGUAAUUGUGUUCAUGGAGACCUGCUACGGUCUUAGUUAUUCGCAGACCCAGGAAGGUGAGGUAGUCAUCCCUCCAAUCUAGGGGGAAUGUAGCUCUUAGUUGAGCUAUUGUGUGGCCUGGCACUCCCACUCCCAUUGCUUGCGUCUUUGUGACGUUUAGCUUGUAGUGUGAUUGGUCCCCAUAUAGGCGUAUUUUGUUCAAUAGGUUCGGCAGCGAACUUUGGGGUUGUAUAAGUGUAAGCAGAAUGUCGUCCGCAAAAAGAUUUGUUUUGUAUUCUUUUCCCCUGACUCUCACUCCUUGUAUGGAUGUGUUCUCUCUAAUUUUAAUUGCUAGGGGCUCCAGUGCCAUCACAUAUAAUAAGGGGGAAAGAGGGCACCCCUGUCUCGUCCCGUUGGUAAGUUUAAAGGGGCUUGACAGGAACCCCGAGUUCAGCACCUGUGCUGUUGGGGCGCUGUAUAGGGCUUUUAUCACUGCCACUAUCGUGUCUGGGAUUCCGAAUCUCCACAGGACCGCCUGGAGGAAUCCCCAGUGCAGACGGUUGAAGGCCUUUUCUGCAUCUAGGGAGACUAGUAUCCCCCCCCCCACCUUGUGUUUGUAUCUUGUGCAAUAUAGUUAGGACCUUCCUGGUGUUGUCCGACCCCUGUCUCCCUUUAACGAACCCCACUUGAUCGUUGUGUAUUAUGUGUGGCAGCACGGACCCUAGUCUUGUGGCGUAGAGUUUUUCAAGUAACUUUGCGUCCGUGUUAAGAAGUGAUAUGGGCCUAAAGUUCUGUGGGGUCGUCUGUGUUUUAUUCGGUUUCGGGAGUGUGACGAUGUGUGCCAAUAAGAUCUCCUUGGGGAGAGAUUGGGUGGCUAUCGCUUCAUUAAAGGUUUUGACCAGUUGGGGUGCCAGGGUCUCCCUGAACGUGUUAUAGUAUGUGUUGUUGAGGCCAUCUGGACCCGGGGACUUCCCGUUUGGUAGUGAGUUUAUCGUGUCAAUCAUCUCCUGGGCUGUAAUCGGUUUAAGUGCUUCCCGUUGUAUAUGUGUUAGUGAUGGUUGUCUAGUGGUGGUGUUAUCUUUGAGGUUAUAUAGAUCUGAGUAAUAUCGGGCGAAUACUUCGCUAAUGUCCUUUGGGGUAGAAGCUUUUGUCCCCUUAUGGUCUAUUAAGUGAUGUAUUUUUUGGUUUGCCUGUUUGUUUUAGGCAGAGUGCUAAUAGUUUGCUGGCUUUGUUGCCCUGUACAUAGUGUGUUGCUUUUAGUUUGGUCAUGUGCCUGUUGACCUGAUCUAUAGCUUGUUGUUGUAUGGGUCUCGUUAUUUGGCUUAUGCGUUGUAUUUGGUUCAGAUGGGGGCCCGAUAUUAGGAGACCAUCUAUUCUGGAGUAGGAAUUGUGCACUGAGGAGUAGUGUGUGUAUGCCCGUUCACUAGGGUGUAUGAGUCUCCAUGUGUCAUAAAAGGGGCGGUGUCUGCGGCUGUGUUGGGGCAGUGUAGUGUCGAGUUUAGGGUCUAGGAUGUGAUUAAAGUACUGUAAUGCCUUGUUGUAUAUUCACAAUUUUUUGGAGGAUUUUGUGUCGAAAAUUUCUUUGAUUAGCGUUUGGCGAGUAUAUGUUUGCUAUUGUGUACAACAUGUCGUUCAUCAUGCCUGACACAAUGACAUAUCUGCCGUUAGUGUCUAUGUCUUGGGAGUGGAGGGAAAAUUUGACCUCUCUGCUUAUCAGGAUGGAAGCUCCUUUCGACUUCGAGCGAGAGGCCGAGUGAAAUUGGUGUGGGAAGUCACUAAGCAGUGUCUUGGUAAAGUCAUCUGUUCGGUAGUGGGUCUCUUGUAGGCAAAGGAUGUCAGUGCGUGUGGUCUUGAGGUCGCAGGCGAGAAGGUGCCGCUUUGCAGGGACAUUCAGUCCCCUCACAUUGUACGUACAUAUUUUCACGGUGGUUGUCGCGUGCGGAUUUUUGUGUGUCUCAUGGAAACCUCUAUUGGUGCGAGGGCCCUUGCUCUCCCCAGCCGUGUCAAGCCGAGCAAGGGGUUUCUCAAUACUCUUUGCAAUCGUCCCCUGAGUGUGUAGGGAGGGUGUGGACCUUGUCUAGUAGUUGCUUUGUGUGGCUUGCUGUGUACGAGUGGUGUGGGGCCACCCACGUGCCCCAUAGUGUGUUCUACAACAGUUAUACAGUAAACAUAACAUUUGUUAACCAAAAACAUACUUUAAAAAAUUAAGAAAAAAAACAAUAUAGGUCUGUAACUGUUACUAUACAUGCCACAAGUAUGGCUAGGCACUGCUUGUAUGUGCCUUGGGGGUUGAGGUUGUUGCCUCACGUCCUGGGGGAGCUCUCUCCCUCGAGUGCUUCCAAAGUGUUGUCUGUUUGUGGUUUUUUUAUUUUGUUUUUUUUCCUCUUUCAGGUUUCUCUUGUGGGCUUUGGUACACCUAUGCUAAACACACCCGUGUGUACUCUCUCUCUCUUGGACCUAGGGUGGAUUCAUAAUUAGAUAAUUUUUGACAUUAUUUUACUAAGUGAUAUCACAAAGUAAUCUCUACAGUUUCAUUUAGACAUGUGUCCACUAUGUUGUAGGAGUAGCAUGGUCUGUAUUUAGAGAAGGAAAAACAAACUUUUUUUUUUUUUUCUCCUCCUGAUGAUUUUCUUUUUUCUUAACUAUUUAUUUGGACAAUCAUAGGUUUUGAGAGCUGUAGACCAAAUACACUCAAAAACCUGCAGUGCAACAGCCCUCAUUCAAACAACCUAGUGUAAUCUAUUUCUUUAGACUCAAACUGGGUUUCCUGUUGUUUUAAAGCAUUAUCAUUUCAUACUCUUAUUUUCAGAUCUACAAAUUCUACCAAAACCACAAUAGGAUUGUUCUUUUGUUGAAGCCUUGCUAUUUCUAAAACCUAUUUUUUUAUUUUUGUUUUUAUUUUCUAUUCACAGAUAAUUAAGGAUGGUGAGGAGCAUUCUGACCUCAAUGAGGUGGCCAAGCUUUUCAAUAUCCACGAGGAGUAAAUCACAAAGGAAGAAAAAAGUUUAGUUUUUUUUCUCCAGUCACUCAAGAAGAGUUUGGCAAUGACCACUAUUGCUGUUCAGCACUUAAAUUCAGAGCUCCUAAGAAACUGGAUAAAAAUGCAUACAUUCAUAGAAUCUGUCAUAUCCCAAAUUUACAUAAUCGGUAAAAGAUUAUUAAAAAUGAUAACUGAUGCUUUUGUAAUAUUUGAUAAUUCCGUGCUUAACUCAAAAAGAGAAAGAACUAAGCAUGUUUUACAUCUAUUGAUCAUUUGCACAUCCUUGCUAUGGCCCUGGACUUGUUGGGAAGGUGUUUGUAUAUGUGUUCUUCAGAAAUAAACCUGAUCAUGAGGAAAAAAAUUUUUUUUGAAAAUAUUGGCCUUCUGAGUUGAAUUUUGGAAUAUAUGCUUAUUUGCACAAAUAAAGAUCCACAAACUAGGUUUCCUA